Messenger RNA from Oncorhynchus kisutch (coho salmon), 87921 nucleotides. It is a transcript of the gene ttn.1, whose product is annotated as titin, tandem duplicate 1. Bases 228 to 86861 code for a protein of 28877 amino acids. Gene Ontology annotation, biological process: protein phosphorylation. Gene Ontology annotation, molecular function: protein kinase activity; ATP binding; protein binding. The record is from RefSeq and is a predicted model, not a curated record. Lineage: Eukaryota; Metazoa; Chordata; Actinopteri; Salmoniformes; Salmonidae. The transcript has 221 exons.
UCCCAGCCUUGCCUCAGGUGUAGGGAUUUGCAAGGAGAAAAACAGAACUACACAGCUAAGAAACUGUGUGGUUUUGUUUUUGGGUGGUUAUUUUGGAGGCUCAACCGUUCUCACCUUGGAUUUUCUGGAAACAUUUCUGGAUAAAGAGAUAGCUGCUGAGGCUAUAGCCAUCUGGGCACUGUCCCAUCUGUUCAAGGCACCCUUGUGGAUACAAGGUGCCGUCCACAAUGUCAACACAGGCGCCAACAUUUACACAGCCGCUGCAGAGCGUUGUGGCACUAGAGGGUAGUGCUGCAACGUUCGAGGCGCAAGUUAGUGGUAAUCCAGUUCCUGAGGUGAGCUGGUUCCGUGAUGGCCAGGUUCUUUCCGCUGCCGCUCUGCCCGGCGCACAGAUCUCGUUCAGCGAUGGCCGCGCUGUUCUGAUGAUCCCUGCUGUGACAGCCGCGCACAGUGGAAGAUUUUCUGUGAGAGCCACCAAUGGUGCUGGACAAGCCACUAGCACCGCUGAACUUCUUGUUACAGUGGAGACCGCACCACCCAACUUUAUUCAGAGACUUCAGAGUAUGACCGUGAGACAAGGAAGCCAAGUGAGACUGGAUGUUCGUGUUGCAGGAAUCCCUACACCUGUGGUAAAGUUCUACAGAGAGGGAGCUGAGAUACAGAGCUCUGCUGACUUUCAGAUUGUUCAAGAAGGAGACCUUUACAGUUUGUUGAUUGCCGAAGCCUUCCCAGAAGAUUCUGGAACUUACUCUGUAAAUGCUUCAAACAGCAGUGGACGGGCUACCUCCACUGCUGAACUACUGGUUCAAGGUGACGAGGUAGCAGUCCCUGCUAAGAAAACAAAGACUAUUAUGUCAACAUCUUCUCAGAUGACGUCUUCUCAGUCCCGCCAGACCAGAGAGACCAGAAGAGUGGAGUCACAUUUCCAGUCCAGCUCUAUGAUGGAAAUGCGCGUUGAAGGUGGUGUAGUGACCCAGACAUUGGCACACAAGACCCCACCACGUGUGCCUCCAAAGCCAACCUCAACCUCCAAGUCCCCAACACCACCAUCUCUUGCAGCCAGGGUUGCAGGCGGACGUCAUCAGUCACCAUCACCUGUGAGACAUGUCAAGGCGCCCACUCCGGCCCCUGUCAGGUCUGCCUCUCCCACUUCUGCCUCAAGACUGUCUGUGUCACCAAUCAGACCAGUCAAAUCCCCACUGACCACACGCAAACAAGUAUCCCAUAGUCCAGAUGUGCCUCCACCAUGGAAGCAGGGAGAGGGAUUUGUGGCGGAGUCCAGCUACAGCAUGACCACUGCCUCUAGUGCCAGUCAUGUCCAGUCUUCUGCCACCCAUGCUCACAUGGAGCAGCACUGGGAGGGCUCUUAUGGAUUGAAAACGACUGGUGCCGCUGUAUCUGGUGUCGCUGUGAGAGAGCACCAGCAUCAUGAUACGGAUGAUAAAGUGAUUGCUGUAGUUGCCGUGGUAGCAGCGGUGGACCAGGCACGUAGCUGCAACUCCCAGUCUGUAGAUGGAUCCUGCACACAGAAACGCUCUGCUGCUGUGUUUAUUGCACCAAUACAGGAGCAGGUUGAGGGUGGGAAAAAAGCGGAGGCAAAGGCUACAGUGGUUGCUGCUGUUGACCUAGCACGUGUUCGGAAGCCAAUGCAUGGAGAGAGGGGUCAUGCUGAAGAGGAAACCAUAGAUUCUGAUAUAAAACAGCAGUCGAUGCUGUCUACUACUGAGCAACAAUUCUCAACGAGGACUGAGGCUGGGCAAAUGCAAACAACAAUUCAAACACUUGCUCCUGAACAGAGUAUUCAUGUCUCCCAGAUGCAAAGAACUACCACUCAAGUGGAUACUGGCCUUGCACCAUCCCCAAUUCCACAUUUCACAGUUUCAAAAGUUAUGGUUCCUAAACCUGACCAUAGCUAUGAGGUUUCGAUAGCAGGUUCUGCUAUUGCCACACUGCAGAAAGAGUUAUCCUCUACCUCUUCACAUGCUGCUCAAAAGAUCAUCAAGCCAGUGAAGCCUCCAUCUCAUAAGAUUGUGGUGGCGACAAGAGUGACGCCAGAGCCGACCCCGCCUCCGUUUAAAGAUAUCGCAGACAGAUAUCAGACACAUUUCGACACUCAGUCACAGCAGAAACAGAUAGGCACUUCGUUUUCAGGGGGCAUGGAGCAAAUUUAUGAGGACUGGGAACAACAGGUUGUUGAAACAGCAGUUGUUCCAUCACCAAUGGAGGAGCCAACUGUGCCACCUACUCUUGUGGCUGGCUUGAAGAACGUGACUGUGACUGAGGGUGAAUCUGUGACUCUAGAAUGUCAGAUCACUGGUCACCCUGCCCCUGGCAUCAUAUGGUUCAGAGAGGACUACAGAAUUGAGAGCUCCAUUGACUUCCAGAUCACUUAUGAGAGUAAAUGUGCCCGUCUGGUCAUCCGCGAGGCCUUCGCAGAAGACAGCGGUCGCUUCACUUGCACUGCUACUAGCGAGGCUGGAACCAUCAGUACAUCCUGCUACCUGCUUGUCAAAGUGUCAGAGGAGAUUGAGAGCAGAGAGGACACUACUGUGUCUGAAUAUGUUGAAACUUCUGCAGAGCAUCAGAUUAGCAUUGGAGCCAAGGAGGAGACCAUGUCGGAGGUGAGCGCUGUUGCAGAGACUGUGGAAGCAGCUCCCUUCUUUGUCAAGAAGCCAACUGUGCAGAAGUUGGUGGAGGGCGGAAGAGUCGUCUUUGAGUGCCAGAUCGGAGGCAGCCACAAGCCCAACAUUAUCUGGAAAAAGACUGGAGUGCCCCUUACUACAGGAUACAGAUAUAAAGUGCACUACAAUAAGGAGAGUGGAGUGUGUAAAUUGGAGAUCUCCAUGACGUUUGCUGAUGAUGCUGGAGAGUACUCCAUCUUUGUCAAGAACCCUCUUGGAGAAGAGUCUGCCUCAGCCAGUCUGCUUGAGGAAGAGGAAUAUGAAGAAUACAUGAAGAAACAUGAAGUGACAUAUAAGACUGAAGUGACUACAAUGGUGCAGGAGUCUAGAGUGGCAGAAGUACCAACUGUUGCUGUUAGUGGCUAUGAGACAGAACAGAGGAUGUACAUGCAAAACAGAAUGGCUCAGCAGGCCCAAGCGACACGCACCUUCAUCUCCGAGCAGGAACUCAAGAUUACUGUCGUUGAGGAGAGGAUUAUCCAUGAGAUUGAGGUCCGCAUCAUGCAGAUUACAUACCAACAAAUUGUGACUGAGGAUCGGGAAGAGAUGGUGACUUGUGCAGACCGUGAGGCUGUACAGUCAGCCUUUGCCACUCCAGUUAAAAACUACAGAAUCAUGGAAGGAAUGGGGGUCACUUUCCACUGCAAAAUGGCAGGAACUCCACUACCCAAGAUCGUAUGGUACAAAGAUGGCAAGCGUAUCCAUCAUGGCGGCCGUUACCAGAUGGAGAGUCUUCAGGAUGGUAGAGCCAGCCUGCGUCUUCCUGUGGUGCUGCCAGAGGAUGAAGGUGUUUACACAGCAUUAGCCAGCAACAUGAAGGGCAACUCUGUAAGCUCUGGGAAACUGUACGUGGUGCCCACUGCAGGAGCAGAAGCUCCACAGAUGCCUGAGUCACCGGCAAUGCAGAGAAUGAGGUCCACAUCCCCACGCUCUACAAGCCGCUCUCCCGGUCGUUCUCCCGGACGCUCUCCUGCUCGCAGACUUGAUGACACUGAUGAGAGUCAGCUGGAAAGACUAUACAAGCCUGUGUUUGUCUUGAAGCCACAGUCAUUCAAGUGUGCUGAAGGGCAGACUGCCAGAUUUGACCUGAAAGUAGUUGGUAGACCCAUGCCUGACACUUUCUGGUUCCACAAUGGACAACAAGUUGUCAAUGAUUACACCCACAAGAUAGUGGUGAAGGAAGAUGGAACUACGUCACUGAUUGUGGUUCCAGCCAUGCCUCAUGACUCUGGAGAGUGGACCGUGGUUGCUCAGAACAGAGCUGGAAGGACCUCUGUCUCCAUGACACUUACAGUUGACGCCAAAGAAAACUUGAUCAGACCCCAGUUUAUUGAGAAGCUGAAGAACAUCAGUGUUAAGCAAGGCACUCUGGUUGAGUUGGCUGUCAAAGCCAUUGGAAACCCCCUGCCUGAUAUUGUUUGGCUGAAAAACAGUGACAUCGUCUCCCCAAUGAAGCACCCAAAUAUCAAGAUUGAAGGCACCAAAGGAGAGGCCAAAUUCCAGAUCCCCCAAACAGUAGGCACUGAUAGUGCUUGGUACACAGCCACAGCCAUUAACAAAGCUGGAAGGGAUACCACUCGCUGCAGGGUCAACAUUGAGGUGGAAACUGCUGAACCUGCACCAGAGAGGAGACUCAUUAUUCCCAAGGGAACAUACAAGGCCAAGGAAAUUGCAGCUCCAGAGUUGGAAUCCCUGCAUCUACGUUAUGGCCAAGAGCAGUGGGAGGAGGCUGACCUAUAUGACAAGGACAAGCAGCAGAAACCACAGUUCAAGAAGAAGCUGACUUCCGUCAGGCUGAAGCAUUCUGGUGCUGUCCACUUUGAAUGCAGACUGACUCCUAUUGGUGAUCCCACUAUGGUUGUUGAGUGGUUACUUGAUGGCAAACCCCUUGCAGCUGCUAACAGAUUGCGCAUGGUUAAUGAAUUUGGCUACUGUAGUCUUGACUUUGAAGUUGCCUAUGCCAGAGACAGUGGUGUCAUCACCUGCAGAGCCACUAACACGUUUGGUGCCGAUCAGACCUCGGCUACACUGAUUGUAAAGGAGGAGAAGAGCAUGGUGGAGGAAACUCAGUUACCUGAGGGCAGGAGGGGACUACACAGAAUUGAUGAGAUGGAGCGCAUGGCUCACGAAGGAGGUCCUUCUGGAGUCACUGCAGAUGAAGGGGCUGAGAAGACAAAGCCUGAAAUUGUGCUUCUUCCUGAGAAUGCAAAUGUGCAGGAAGGUGAAAUUGCAAGGUUCCGUUGCAGAGUAACUGGUUAUCCUACACCUAAGGUCAACUGGUACCUCAAUGGGCAGCUCAUUCGCAAGAGCAAGAGAAUGAGACUUCGCUAUGAUGGCAUUUACUAUCUUGAGAUUAUCGAUAUCAAGUCAUACGAUGCAGGAGAUGUCAAAGUGUUAGCAGAGAACCCUGAGGGCACAGCUGAGCAUCUGGUGAAGCUGGAGAUCACACAGAAAGAGGACUUCAGAUCUAUUCUUCGUCGUGCACCAGAGCAUAAGGCCCCAGAGCCUAGCACCAUGGCUGAACAUGGCAGAGUUUCCUUUGAUGUGGUUAAGGUUGAAAAACCAACUGCCAUCAAAGAGACCAAAGAGGUAGUGCAACUAAAGAAGACCGAAAGAGUCAUCCAUUCAAAAGCCACAGAGGAGACAGACGAGUUGAAGGGCAAAUUUAAGCGCAGGACAGAGGAAGGAUAUUAUGAAGCCAUCACUGCUGUGGAGCUCAAGUCUCGUAAGAAGGAUGAGUCCUAUGAGGACAUGCUUAGGAAGAGGAAGGAAGAACUGCUUCACCAUCAGAAAAUGUUGUCUGAGGCUGAAAAGAAAAAAGAGGAGGAACGCAAGGUUCAUGUUCCCUCAAUUAAACCAGAGAGAGUAAAGCUCUCUCCCAGCAUGGAAGCUCCAAAGAUCAUUGAACGCAUUGCUAGUCAGACCGUGUCUCAGAUGGAAGAAGUUCACUUCAGAGUCAGAGUUACCGGAAGACCAGACCCUGAGUGCCAGUGGUUCAAGAAUGGAAUUCUGCUGGAGAAAACAGAUCGCAUUUACUCGUUCUGGCCUGAAGACAAUGUAUGUGAAUUAGUGAUCAAGAAGGUCACAGCAGAAGACUCUGCUAGCAUCAUGGUCAAAGCCAUGAACAUUGCUGGAGAGACUUCAAGCCAUGCAUUCUUAUUGGUGCAAGCAAAGACAGUCAUCACCUUCACACAAGAGCUAGAAGAAACCAACGUGAAAGAAAAAGACACCAUGGCGACCUUUGAGUGUGAGACCAAUGAGCCUUUUGUUAAAGUCAAAUGGCUGAUGAACAAUGCAGAGAUUUUCUCUGGAGACAAAUACAGGAUGCACUCAGACAGAAAGGUUCAUUUCCUUUCUGUACUGACCAUCAACAUGAAGGACGAUGCAGAAUACAGUUGUGCUGUUAUUGAAGAUGACCACAUCAGGACCACUGCCAGACUCAAUGUGGAAGGUGCCCCACUGUCAAUUGUAAAGAGGCUGGAGAACAUUGAGGUGCCUGAGACCUACUCUGGGGAGUUUGAGUGUGAAGUGUCUCGAGAGGAUGCCGAAGGUGUAUGGCAUUUUGAGAACAAGGAGCUCACUCCCAGCAGCAAGCAUGCCAUCUCCUCCCGCCGAGGACGCCACAGUUUAUCUGUGAAAGAUGUAAAGAAAGAAGACCAGGGAAAAUAUACAUUCACCACGGGUGAAUUCAAGACUAGUGCCUCCCUGAAAAUGAAACUGCGCCCUGUGACCCUGUUGCACCCCCUCUCUGAUAUGACAAUCUGUGAGGGUGACAUAAGCCAGUUUGAGGUGCGAUUCUCUCAAGAAGAUGUUGAGGGCACUUGGAUGAAGAAUGGUGUUGUCAUUGAAGCUUCAGAUCGCAUCCACAUCGUUAUUGACAAGCUCAUCCAUAAACUUCUCAUAGAGGAUACAGGCAGGCUUGAUGGUGGAAUGUACUCCUUUGUAGUUCCUGCUCAGGACAUUUCCACCACUGCAAAGCUGACUGUUCAAACGAUUAGCAUCUUGGCCCCACUCAAGGAUAUUACAUCAGUUGAGGGCACCAAGGCUGUUAUGGAGGCUAAAAUCUCUGCUGCAGAUAUUAGCUCAAUUAAGUGGUUCCACAAUGACAAGCUUGUGAUGCCCAGUGAGAGAAUCCAGAUUGUUCCAAAGGGAUCCAAACAGCGUCUGGUGUUCAAUAGGACCUUCGCCUCUGAUGAAGGAACCUACAAGCUAUGUGUUGGCAAAGCUGACUCUAGCUGUAAACUGAUAGUCCAAAAAAUUUCAAUUGUGAAACAAAUGGAGGAUCAAGUUUGCACAGAGACACAGCACGUCACAUUUAAUGUGGAGGUGUCCCACCCUGGCAUUGAUGGUAUCUGGACCUUCAAGAAACAACAUCUGAAAAAUGAUUCCAAGUACAAGAUAGUGACCAAGGGCAAGAACCACAGUAUGACUGUCAUUAAUGCCAUGAAGGAUGAAGAGGGGCAAUACACAUUCGCUGCUGGUGAACAGACAUCCAGCGCAAAGCUUACUGUGUCAGGUGGCGCUAUAUCCAGACCGCUGCAUGAUAUCAUUGUGGCUGACUCUCAGACAGCUGAAUUUGAGUGUGAGGUGGCCAACCCAACUGCUGAGGGCAAGUGGCUGAAGGAUGGACAACCUUUUGACUUUGGUGAAAAUGUCAGGAGUGAGAAAAAUGGAGCUGUCAGACGUCUUGUUAUUGUCAUCACCAGACCCAAUGACAUUGGUGAAUACACCUACCAGAUUGCAAACUCCAAGACAACAGCCAACCUGAGAGUUGAAGCUGUGAAAGUCAAGAAGACCCUGAAGAACCAAACUGUCACUGAGACACAAGAAGCAGCAUUCAUUCUGGAGCUCACUCAUGAGAAUGUGAAGGGCUCACAAUGGAUUAAGAAUGGUGUAGAGAUCCAACCUAGUGAGAAAUAUGAAGUCACCGUUGAUGGCAUGGUCCACACCUUGAAGAUCAAAAACUGCACCAUACACGAUGAAUCAGUUUAUGGAUUCAAACUUGGAAAACUGUCUGCUAAUGCCAGACUGAACGUUGAGGCAAUUACUAUAACGAAGAAGCCUAAAGAUGUGACAUCACUAUUGGAUGCCACUGCCUCUUUUGAGCUGAGCCUGUCUCAUGAUGACAUCCCUAUCAAAUGGAUGUUCAAUAACGUUGAGCUUAAACCAAGUGAAAACAUCAAAAUGCUGUCUGAGAGAAAAUCUCACAAGCUGAUCAUCCAGAAUGUGGAUGACCACAAGGCAGGAGAGUACACUGCCAUGGUCGGACAUGUGCAGUGCAGUACUCAUUUAUAUGUUGAAUCUCUGCGUGUCACAAAACCCAUCAAGAACAUUGAAGUCCCAGAGACCCAGGUGGCCACUUUUGAAUGCGAAGUGUCACAUUUCAAUGUCCCAUCCACCUGGCUGAAGAAUGGAGUGGAGAUAGAAAUGAGUGACAAGUUCAGGAUUGUGGUGCAGGGCAAACUUCACCAGCUCAAGAUCAUGAACACUGGCAGUGAAGACUCUGCAGAAUACACCUUUGUCUGUGGAAAUGACAGAGUCUCUGCAACUCUGAAAGUUAGCCCCAUUUUGAUCACCUCCAUGCUGGAAGACCUCAAUGCACAGGAGAAAGACACCAUCACAUUUGAAGUGAAUGUCAACUAUGAGGGCAUCACCUACAAGUGGCUAAAGAAUGGUGUUGAGAUUCGCUCCACAGACAGAUGCCAGAGCCGCACCAAACACCUAACUCACUCUCUCACCAUCCGAAAUGUUCAUUUUGGUGAUGGUGCAGAGUACAAGUUUGCUGCUGGCUCUGCUGCAACUACAGCCAGCCUAUAUGUUGAUGCACGUGUUAUUGAAUUCACCAAGCACAUCAAAGAUAUCAAGAUCACAGAGAAGAAGAGGGCCACAUUUGAAUGUGAGAUCUCUGAGCCUAAUGCUCAGGUGACAUGGAUGAAGGAUGGACAGGAGCUGGAAAUGUCUGAAAGAUACAAGGUCUCCACUGAGAAAUUCUUGCACCGUCUAAUGAUCCAGUCAGUCCGCCUGUCUGAUGCUGCAGAGUAUUCUGUGGUCGCUGGUGCAAGCAUGUCAAAGGCUCAUCUCACCGUGGAGGGGCGUGACAUCCACAUCACAGAACCCGAGGAGAAAGAAUUCACGGUUGUUGAGAAACAAAAAGCGUCGUUUGAGUUUGAAGUCAGUGAGGACGACGUUGAAGGUCGCUGGCUGAGGAACGGUGCUGAGAUCCAGUUCAACCUUGACGAUAGGCUCCACUACAUUGCCAUUAGAAAGGUCCAUCGCAUGACCAUCUCUGAAACCUAUAGAAGUGAUGCAGGGGAGUACACCUUCAUCGCUGGCAAGAACAGGGUCGUGGUGACUCUACAUGUCAACAUUCCUGAGCCACCUCAGAUAAUUCGCGGCAUGCAGGCCCUGUCUGUGGAGGCUGGCAAACCUGCUCGCUUCUCGGUGGAAGUGACUGGCGUCCCCCAGCCCCAGGUGUUAUGGUACAAGAACUCCCAGGCUCUCUCCCCUGGCUUCAAGUGCAAGUUCCUGCGUGAAGGAAAUGAGCACACUCUGCUUCUCAUCGAAGUGUUCCCAGAGGACGCAGCCUUGUACAACUGCGAGGCCAAGAAUGACGUUGGGCUUGCCACCAGCUCAGCACCACUCAAUGUGGAAGUUUCAGAAGUCGUUUCUCCUGACACUGGAUCUCCACUGUCCAAGCCUGUGAUCAUAACACCAAUGAACAACACCUCAGUCAAUGAGGGAGAGGCUGCUAGGUUCCAGUGCAGAAUCUCUGGUGAAGAUCUAAAGAUCUCUUGGUACGUCCAUAAGAAAGAGAUCGGCCAGUCCGAUGCCUUCAGGAUGUCUCAGUUCGAUGACACCUGCCAGCUGGAGAUCACCAGAGUGUACCCCGAGGAUGAAGGGGAAUACACCUGUGUUGCCAGAAACUCGGCAGGAAUGGUCACUUGCGCCGGAUAUCUGGCACUUGAAGUGGUUGAAAAGGAGGUGGAGAAAAAGGAAAAGGAAGUUAAAGUGCCACCGGUUUUCAGGUACAAAAUCCAGCCCCUGGAGAUCAAUGUUGGCAGCGGAGCCAAGUUCGAAUGUGAGAUUGAAGAUGCACCAAAUGUGCAGUUCAAGUGGUCCAAGUCUGGCACUCCGAUCAAAGAGAGUUCAAAUUGCAGGAUCAUCAGUCGGCAACUGACAUCUUCAUUGGAGCUUCUGAGCCCAACCAAAGCUGACAGUGGUGAAUAUACCUGCAAGGCUACAAACCAGAAUGGCAGUGACACCUGUGCCGCCACACUCAACGUAACUGAACUUUUCCCACCUGCCUUUAUUACUAAGCCUGAUCCAUUGACAUUGUAUGUUGGGAAAAAGGCAAACAUUCAGUGUGUAGUCACUGGAUCUUCACCGAUGACUAUUGUCUGGCAUAAAGACAACAAUGCCAUUUCUUCGGGGGGAAACUACAAAAUCUCCUCAGAAAAGAAUAAAUAUAUUCUUGAAAUAUCAAAACUUGAACUUACGGAUCAAGGUGUUUACCUGUGUAAAGCGUUCAACAGUGUUGGAACUGCUGUGUGCAGCAUGGAGAUGAAGGUCAUCAACAAACCCUAUUUUGUGAAAACACUUGAAUCAGUGUCAGUCGCUGUUGGAAAUCCACUGCACCUUGAGUGUCAGUUGGAUGAGGAUACCGGAGUGUCCAUCACCUGGAUAAAAGAUGGCAAAAAGCUCCAUCAAACAAUGGAUUGUAAACAGUCUUUUGAAGAUAAGAUGGUCACUCUUGAUAUUCCAAAAGGAAAACUUAAAGACACUGGAAACUAUGUCUGUACAGCUGCCAAUGAUGCUGGAAGCACAAGUUGCUCCACUUCAAUAAAGGUUCAAGAACCUCCUGAAUUCGUACUGAAAUUGCCACAUACAACGUUCGUGAAGCAGGGCGAGCCACUCCAUCUUGAAUGCAAAGUUACAAGUGCGCCCUCUCUGCGAAUGCAGUGGUACAAAAAUGACAAUAAGAUAACAGAUGGUGACAACUGUAGAACUUCAUUUGUUGACUCAAUGGCAGUCCUUGAGCUGUGCUCCACAAGAUCUGCUGAUGAUGGAGUAUACACCUGUGAGGCACAAAAUGAUGCUGGGGCUGUAAACUGCAGCACCAUCAUCACAGUGCAAGAUCCACCAAGUUUCAUGAAAGUACCGAAACCUGUAGAGGGGAUCAAAGGAAAAGAUGCUAUGCUAUACUGUGAACUGAAUGGCACAGAACCCUUUAAGAUAAUCUGGUACAAAGACAAAAAGCCACUUAAGGAAAGCAGGAAAUAUAAGAUGAUGAAUGAGAGUAGCUCUGCCACUCUCCAUAUUCUUGCAGUGGACCCCUCAGAUGUUGGUGAAUAUGAGUGCGGGGUCACAAACAAAGUAGGAUAUGAAACAUGCCAUACAACAGUUACGCUCAGAGAAGCACCUGUUUUUGUGAAGAAACUGGUAAACCAGUCAGUCAAAUUGGGUGAAGAAGUCACUCUGAUGGCCACCGUCAAAGGCUCUCAGCCUAUAACUGUUUCUUGGGUGCAAGAUAAGGAUCAUGUUCUUAGGGAUGGAGACAACCGGAAAAUCACAUUUGAGAACAGCGUGGUCACCCUGAAGGUCUUUAAGGCUGACCAAACCACAGGUGGCAAAUAUAUCUGCCAACUCAAAAAUGAUUCUGGAGUUGUGGAAUGUGUUUCCAACCUCACUGUCUUAGAACCGGCUACCAUUGUGGAUAGCCCAGAGUCAUUCAAUGUCAAGGCAGGUGAUUCAGCAACUCUUGAAGUCACCGUAGCCGGAACACCAGAAUUGAAAUCUACGUGGUUCAAGGACGGUGUCGAGCUCUCCUCUGGCACCAAGCAUAAGAUAACCUUCUCAAAUAAUAUCUCCAGCCUGAAAGUCCUGUCGACAGAGAGAGUUGAUACAGGAGAAUACAAAUGUGAGGUCAAAAAUGAGGUUGGCAGUGUUUCCUGCAAGACAACCCUCACUGUCCUAGAUAAAAAGAUUCCACCCACAUUCAUCAGGAAACUGAGAGACACCCAUACUAUUGUUGGUAAACCUGGUGAAAUGGAAUGCAAAGUUGCAGGUUCUCCACCUUUCACUAUCUCUUGGCACCACAUUGGUCAGGAGAUCAAGAGUGGACCAAAUCACGAAAUUAUUUGCAGUGACAACACCUGCAAAGUUAAACUGCCAACUCUUAAGUUGUCCGACUCUGGAAAAUACACAUGCAAAGCCGUUAACACAGCAGGAGCCAGUGAAACAAGUGCUUCUAUGAUUGUACAAGAACCUCCAUCCUUUGUGGAAAAACCUCAGGCAAAGGAAGCUCUGCCUGGUGCAAAUGUAACAUUUUCAGCAACAGUCCAUGGAAGUGCCCCACUGAAACUUAAAUGGUUCAGGGGCACCAGGGAAAUUGUGUCUGGAAAGGGCUGUGAAAUUGCUCUCCAGGGCAAUGCAGCUACUUUGGAGCUAUACAAAGUGGCCAAAUCAGAUGCUGGAGAGUAUACAUGCCAGAUUAUAAAUGAUGCUGGGAAGGAAAGUUGCCCAGUUAAUCUGUUCAUGAAAGAACCAGUACAGUUUGUGAAGAAGCUGAAGGACAUGUCUUCUGAAAAGGGGAAACCUUUGAAACUUGAAUGCACAUACAAUGGAACUCCCAAAAUAUUUGUUACUUGGUUGAAAGAUGGGAAACAGCUCUAUGCCUCUUAUCAGUAUAACGUGUUGACCACAGAGACUUCCUGCGUCUUGGAAGUACUCAAUAGCGAUAGCAUGACUGCAAGUGGGAAAUACUCUUGCGAAGUUACCAAUGGAGUUGGAACUGAUAUCUGCCAUGCUCAAGUGACCUUAUUAGAACGACCAUUCUUUGUUGAGGAACUGGAACCAAUGGAAGUCACUUCUGGUGAUCCAGUUUGCUUGAAAUGCCGCAUUGGAGGAACCCCUGAUAUUAGUGUGUCCUGGUUCAAAGCUGACGGAAAGCUUUAUGCUACCAAUACUUGCCAAAUGGCAUUUUCAAAUGGCAUUGCGACUUUGAUACUAAGCAAACCGUCAAAGGUUGAUACUGGUGAAUACACAUGCAAAGCUGAGAACAGAAUUGGAUCUGCCUCAAACAGCUGCCGCUUAUCAGUGAAAGAUGUCAAAACACCACCUUCCUUCCCCAAGAAAUGUACUAGUCUUGAACAGGCUGUAGGACAGCCAGUCAUAUUUGAGUGUCGUGUUGUAGGAUCCUCUCCUUUAGAAGUCUCCUGGCUAAAAGACAAUGGAUCUUUAAAAAAUGAUGGAGAAUACUUAAUGUCUUAUGAUGAUAACACUGCUGCCCUAAAAAUUGCACGGGGUGAAAUGAAACACUCUGGGGAAUACACUUGUAUAGCUACAAAUAGUGUUGGAACUGCAUCUUGUAAAGCUAAACUCGAGCUUCAAAUUCAAGAACCAGUACACUUCAUCAAGAAGCUGGCAGACAUUUCAGUUGUCAAGGGCAAACAUUUGAAACUCGAAUGCACAUACUCUGGAACGCCCAGCAUAUUUGUCACCUGGCUGAAGGAUGGGAAACAACUCUAUGCCUCUUAUCAGUAUACUGUGACAACCACAGACACCUACUCUAUGUUGGACGUCCUUAACAGUGACAGUUUUGAGGCAGCUGGGAAAUACUCUUGCGAAGUUACCAAUGGAGCCGGAACUGAUAUCUGUCAUUGUCAAGUAAAAAUAGAGCGCAAAAUCUCCCCCAACUUCACCAAGAAGCCUGCAGAGACAAUGGAAGAUACAGAGGGUCAUUUGGUGAAGAUUGAGGGUCGUUUAUCUGGAUCUCAACCCAUUGACAUCGUUUGGUCCAAGAAUCACAGUGAAAUUCACGCCUCUGAUAAGUACGAAAUGGAAUUCAAGAGCAACGUGGCCAUGCUGCAUAUCAAGAGCUCCCAACUCUCAGACAGUGGUGCUUAUACCUGCACAGCCACCAAUGAAGCUGGUAGUGCCUCCUACCAAGUGUCACUUAACAUUUCAGAACACAAGAAGGGCCCAGUAUUCGACAUCCCUCUCAAACCUGUGACUGUAAACGAGGGUGAGAACCUGAAGCUUAGCUGCCAUGUCCAUGGAGCCCCUCCUCUGAAGAUUAAUUGGUUGAAGGAAAGGAAGGAGAUAAAAUCCUCCACAAACUGUAGAGUUGUUUUUUCUGAUGGCACUGCCUCUUUGGAGGUCCUCCGCACAUCGAAAACAGAUGCAGGGGACUAUCUCUGCAAGGCUACCAACGAUGUUGGAAGUGAAUUUGCAAGGUCCAGAGUGACAAUUAGAGAAAAAGAAGUCAAACCUGAGGCCACUGCUGCAGCCCCAGCUCCAGCUCCAGCAAAGACUCCAACAAAGAGAUUUGACAACUUGUUCUUUGUAGAUGAGCCCCUGAGUGUCAAUGUAACAGAGAAGGGCACUGCAACUUUCAUUGCCAAAGUUGGAGGUGAUCCUAUUCCUAACGUGAAAUGGAUGAAGGGCAAGUGGAGACAGAUCACUCAUGGUGGUCGCAUCACUAUUGAGCAGAAAGGCCCAGAUGCCAAGUUGGAGAUCACAGAAAUAACCAAAUCUGACUCCGGACAGUACAGAUGUGUCGCAACUAACAAAGCAGGAGAAAUAGAAUGCAGCACUGACCUGAAUGUUGACGAAAGGAAAGACACCGGGGGAGUAGAUGGAGGCUUCAGAGCAAAACUGAAGAAGACACCAUCCAAACAGAAAAGUCCAAAGAAGGAGGGAGAGAUUGACCUCGUGGAGAUUCUUAGGGGUGUGGACCCCAAAGACUAUGAAAAAGUUGUUAGAGAAUACGGAAUCACUGACUACCGUUGUCUUCUUCAGGCCAUUGAGCAGCUAAAGAGGGAGAAAGAAGCGGAAAGUGGAAAACCGGAAACUGAGCAUGGAGGAGAAUCUAAGGAUACGGCCAGGUUUAUGGCUGAGUUGCAAUCAAGAAUGCAGGCUGAGCCUGUCACUCUGGUGAGCGACAUCGAAGACCAAGAUACCACUCCAUUAAGCACAGCAACCUUUGAGUGUGACAUCAAGAUCAACUACCCUGAGAUCACCCUGUCCUGGUACAAGGGAACUCAGAAGCUUGACAACAAUGACAAAUAUGAAAUCAGCAUUGUCGGUGACCGUCACAUCUUGAAGAUCAAGCAGUGUCAAACCAAAGACCAGGGCAACUACCGUGUUGUAUGUGGCCCACAUAUCUCCAGCGCCAAAUUGACCGUUGGGGAUGGAGAUCAACAAGCUGGCAUAAUUCACUUCACCAAACGCAUCCAGAGCAUUGAAGUGAAUGAGAACCAAUCUGCUACCUUCGAAUGCGAGUUGUCCUUCGACAAUGCUAUCGUUACAUGGUACAAAGACACCUGGGGACUUAAAGAGAGCCCAAAGUAUAACUUCAGAAGUGAAGGCCGACGACACUUUAUGACCAUCCGCAAUAUAACCUCUGAUGAUGAAGGCGUUUACUCGGUGAUUGCGCGGUUGGAACCCAACGGUGAAGCUAAAAGCACAGCUGAACUUUACCUUUCAGGCAAAGAAAUUGAAUUAGGAAGGGUUCCUUUUGAUGUCCCAGAUUCAUCAAUACAAGCAUACAAAGAAGAAUCAGCUGAAUACUAUUAUGAAGAAAUGACAGAAAUGAGAGAAUUUGAGCAAGAAAUGCAAGAAAGUUGGGAAAUGCAAGAAGAAAAGAUAGAACUUCAGUUCUCUUCAUACACAGGAGAAAGGAUACCCGUUGAUGAAAGUGUUUCCAAAACUCAAGUGGGAACAAGAGAAGGAGUACCUAAAGUUCCUGAAGCUUACAAGGAACCUGAGGAAAGGCCAUCAGCUCCAGCUCCGACCAAAGUACCUGAAGCAAGGAGGCCUCAUGAAGAAAAGAUCACUCCACUGGUUGAACAUGAAAAGCCCUGUCCCACUCCUACAGAAGAAUAUGUUGAACCAAAGCGGGCCAUUUCACCACCAGAACCCAGCAAAGAUGUGCCUACACCCAUACCUCAUAUGGCUACUGAGCCCAAAGUGGCCCCUGAGACAAAAAUGGCACCUGCAGCUAGGGUUGAAGCUCAACCAAAGCCAAAACCCAUUCCCACAAAGACACCAGAAGCUCCUCACCCCAAAGUUCCUGAGGAAUAUCCCAAAGCUGAGCCCAUUAGAAAGCCAGAGUCACCUCCACAAGAGGACAUUUCAAAAAAAGUGCCAGAAAUAAUCAUCAAGAAAGAAGAACCCACACCUCAACCACCUGCAGCUAAGGUUGUUCCCAAAAAAGUACCAGAGAUCACAAAGAAAGAAGAAUCUGCGAUUCCACCACCUAAACCUAAAGAUGUUCCCAAAAAGACAGACACUACUCCAACAAAAGUUAUCACGGAUGUUAAAACAACGGAGAGGCCAAAGACAGAUGCCGAUAAAAAGCUGGAAACUAGCAAGCCUAGGCCAGUUGCAGCACCAACUGCACCAACACCAACAGAGGCAGCUAAAAAAACAGCAAUGAGCAAAUCAGAGCCAGUUGCAGCACCAAAGGAAGAGGCAGUUAAAAAGCCACAGCAAGCAACAAGCACGGCAGAGCCAGUUGCACCAAAGGAAAUCCACACAGAGAAAGUGAAACAGAAGGAUGAGCCGCCUGUGAGAACACCAGUAACUAAACCUAAAAAGGAGGAUGAAGUUGCUGUCACAAAAGAAGUCCCCCAGAAACCAGAGAAAGUUACUCCAGCUGCAAAAUUAGAAGUCACACCUAAGCCCAAAGAAACCCCUGAAGUAAAAGCCAUCACAGUUCCUUCAACAACUGAGCUAACUGUAACAACAGAGACUGAAGCAAGGAAAGAUGUUUCAGUGAAGAGGGAUUCAGUAACUGAACAGCUGAAAGAAGUUUCACUAAACCUUAAUUCAGCUUCUGAAGUGUGGCAAGAACUUUCAGUGAAGAAGACUUCAGUAACUGAAAUGAGACAAGAAGUUUCAGUUAAGAGGGAUUCCAUGACUGAAACAUGGCAACAAGUUCCAGUGCAGAGGGAUUCUGUGACUGAAGUGCCACAAAAAGUUUCAGUGAAGGUGGAUUCAGGGGCUGAAAAGAGGCCAGAAGUUUCAGUGAAGAGAGAUUCAGUGACUGAAGCACGGCAAGUAGUUGCAGUGAAGAAGGCUUCAGUAACUGAAGUAAGGCAAGACGUUUCAGUGAAGAGGGAUCCUGUGACUGAAGCAGGGCAAGUUUCACAGAGAACAGGUUUCAUUGAGAAAAUUUCCCUGGCAGAGGAAGUUAGUUUCAGAGAAGAGGUAUCAUAUGGAGACAAAGCUAUGAUAUAUGAGAGAGAAAAGGAAUUGACUCAGAUAAACGUAAGGGAUGAUAUUUCUUUAGAAGAGGAAGAUAUACAACAAACUGAGAUAGUAAGGCAAGAAGUUAAAAUAAAGAAAAUAGAUGAUCAACCAAUUCAAGCCAUUGUUGCAAAGAAAGAGGAAGAUGCAACCCAAAGAGAUAGUGUUAUACACAUUGACCCAGCGACAGUGGUUCCACCAAAGAAAUCAGCUACUACUACCACUAAGAAAGAAGCUAUCUUAAGUAUAAAGGUUAUUCCUCAAAGGAAAGUUGUCUCACCUAAGGUAGAAGCCAUUCCUUCUAAGAAAGCUGUCUUAUCUGAGGUAGAAGCCAUUCCUUCUAAGAAAGCUGUAUUAUCUGAGGUAGAAGCCAUUCCUUCUAAGAAAGCUGUCUUAUCUGAGGUAGAAGCCAUUCCUUCUAAGAAAGCUGUCUUAUCUGAGGUAGAAGCCAUUCCUUCUAAGAAAGCUGUCUUAUCUGAGGUAGAAGCCAUUCCUUCUAAGAAAGCUGUCUUAUCUGAGGAAGAAGCCAAUGCAUAUAAGAAAGCUGUUUCACCUAAAGUAGAUGUCAUUCCACCUAAGAAAGCUGUUUCACCUAAAGUAGAUGUCAUUCCACCUAAGAAAGCUGUUUCACCUAAAGUAGAUGUCAUUCCACCUAAGAAAGCUGUUUCACCUAAAGUAGAUGUCAUUCCACCUAAGAAAGCUGUUUCACCUAAUGAAGAUGACAUCCCGUAUAAAACUAAAAUAUCACAGAAGACAAUCAAACAAAAGGAAAAAGAAGAAGAAGAGAGAGUUCAGCCUCCAACACCUCACAAAGACCAAAGGGUCGCCCCUGAAGUGGUCCCUGUUUCAAUUACAGAUGAUACCAUUCGUCCACAAGAACCACCAGAGGAGAAGAAAAUCUCUCCUCCAACACCAAAGCCUUCACCUGCUCCCUAUGUAGAAAAAGUAUCAUCCCCUGAAGCGACACCAGACAAGAAAAUCUCUGCACCGAAGCCAAAGCCUUCAGAUGCCCCCCAUGUGGAGAAAGCUUCUCCCCCUGAAGUGAAACCAGUGCAGAAGAAAGCCUCCCCCCCACCACCUCAGAUACCAAAGCCUUCACCUGCUCCUCUUGUAGAAACAGUGUCUCCUACUGAAGCUGAAAAGAGAUCCUCCCCACCGAUGAAAACGCCUUCACCUGUUUCACCUAGUGCUUCACCCCCUGAAGAUAAGGGCCCUGUAACAGCACCCGGGGGAGCUGGCAAAGCAAAAACAACUGCGGUGCCAACGAUUAUUAAGAAAAAGGGUAGAAUUCCUGUUCUGAAGGAAGAAAAACUUGAAAUGCCAACUUUGAAGAAAGUGACCAGAAUUUCAAAGGACACUGAGGAAGAGCAGGAUAUCAUUAAGCUGAAAAGGGUGCCACAGAUACCCUCAGAAGAAGAGACAGUUGAACCGGAGGUUCCGACCCAGGAAGCCUCAAGGACCAUAGUUGUUGAAAGUUACGAGAGAGAGGAGUAUAUGUUUGAAACAACAGAAAUAGCUGAGAGAACCUCAGUAUACGUUAAGAAGCCAAUUGAACAGGUGGAGUUUCACAAACCUAAAGAAGUUGCAUCAAAAGAUUCUACUGAGGAAUCUUUGGUUCACCUGAAAAAAUCCCAAAAGGUUCUGAAAGUUGUCCAAGUAGAGGAGAAAAUGGGUUUGAAGAAAACACCAAAGUUGCUGAAAGAAGAAUCACCUGGCCAACCUAGUUUAUCUCUGAAGAAGGUAUCAAAAUUGCCAUCAGACGAGAAAGAGCAAGAAACUGUCAAGCUUAAACCAUUUGAAAAACCUGCUAAACCGGGAACUGUUGAGCCAGAGAAAGACAAAAAAGACACUGAAUCCAGAGCUGCUUAUGAUAGAAGUGAGAGACCACAAAGAGAUGAAGCAGUUAAAGAAUCCGUUUCUGCUCCUAUGAAGAAAUCUGAAACCAUCUCAAAGGAUACAAAAGAGCCACAGGCAGCCAAAUUUAAACCAGUGGCCAAAGCUCCUGAAGAUGAACACGAAGAGUUUGACAAACCACUGACAAAGGUGAAGACAAUUCCUUCGCAGGAGCAAGAGAAGGAAGAAGUUAAAUUGAAGCCAUUUUCUAAGUCACCAAAAGCUGAAACUGUGAAGCCUGAGAAGGAGCCUGAGAAGAAGAAAGAGGCUGAAAAACCUCUUCAUCAAAAGCCAAGUCCUCCAAAACCAGUACCUGUAAAGAAAAUUGAAAAGAGUCCUCAAGAGGAAAAACCAACACAAUUAAAAAAGGUGGAGCUUGUGCCUAAAGAACCAGAAGAAAAAGAAAAAGACAAACCCUUAAAGCAUGAAGAGACACUUAAGAAAAAGGUGGAACUGAAAAAGACUCCUUCACCUAAGGUUGAAAAACCAAAGCCAAAAGAAAUUGAAAAGAUUAUUAUGGAGAGGAAGCCCAGUGCAGAACGCACCAAAAAGCUCCCUAGACAGGUUUCACCUAAAGAUUCAUUUGAAGGUGUUACCCUAAAAAAGGUUCCAAAGAAAAUAUCACCAGAAGAGGAAGCACCACAUAAAACUGUUAAAGAGAAGGUGCCAGCAAUGAAGGAACUGUCCCCUGUACAGUUACGAAAGAUUUCAACUCAGUUGGAGGAGGAAGUCUUUGAGGAGGAGCCAGAGAAGGAGCUGGAAUCUGACAAUGAAGGUUGGGGAUGGGAACUUGUCCCUCGAGAUAGUUCUGGGUCCACAGAAGACUGGGGAGAGGAACCUUUAGAAGGUGAUGCACGUGAGACCCCUGGAAUGCCAGGUGCCAGCAGAGAUGGGAAACCAAAAGAGGAUGCUGCCGGUAGAGGUAGAGGUAGAGGCAUUCAAGCUAAGCAAACCCCCUCACCUGGUGGUGGUCGGGGUAGAGGACUGAAGCCCGGUGCUGGAGGAGACAAACCCCCAGAUGCUAAUCCUUUUGGAUUCCAGCUCAAAGCAGUUCCCCUGAAGUUUACGAGACCACUCAAAGACAUAGUGUUACAGGAGGCUGAGUCAGUCGGCGCUUCUGCUACGUUUGAGUGCGAGGUUUCGCCUUCUACUGCAAUUACUACAUGGAUGAAAGAUGACGCCAACAUAAGAGAGAGCCCAAAACACAAGUACUACUCGGAUGGCAAAGAUCGCAAACUGCUCAUCAUUGAUGUGCAAGUUUCUGACACUGGUGAAUAUACUUGUGUUGCCAAGCUGGGCAACAAGGAAAAGACAACAACCGCCAAACUAAUAGUAGAAGAAUUGCCUGUGAAGUGGGUAAAGACUCUGGAAGAGGAUGGUAUGUCGGUCCUCAAGAGUCAGCCUAUGUACCUGACCUGUGAGUUGAACAAAGAGAGAGAUGUGGUCUGGAAGAAGAGUGGUGUCCCUCUUAAAAACAUCCCUGGAAAAGUGGCUAUCAAUGUCAUUGGAAUGCAGCAUGCCAUUACAAUCCAGGACACAGGAGAUGACGACGCUGGCAUUUACGCUUGCGAGUGUGAUGACAUCAGGACUAAAACAGAUGUCAAAAUCAUUGAAAUUAUCAGAGACUGGUUGCAGAAACCAUUAAGAGAUCAGCAUGUGAAACCCAAGGCCACUGCCACUUUCAAAUGUGAGCUCUUCAAAGAAACCCCCAACUGGAAGUGGUUCCAUGGCGACAAGGAGAUUCCUAAUGAUCCCACUGACAAGACUGAGGUCAAGAAAGAAGGAAAACAACUGACUCUCAUAGUUAAGAAAGUAUCACCUGAUGAUAUUGGGCAAUAUGCCAUGGAGGUGGAAGGCCGCAGAUACACAGCUAACCUGACUCUUGGAGAACGUGAAGCUCAGAUCUUGAAGCCUAUCUCCAGUAUGGAGGUUGUUGAGAAAGAGGAGGUUACGUUUGAAACUGAAAUAUCUGAAGAGGAUGUGGCUGGAGAAUGGAAACUUAAAGGGCAAGUCCUGCAAAGAUCACCGAUGGUUGAAAUCAAAUCUGAGGGCCAGAAACGUUUCCUCACUCUGAAAAAUGCUCAGCUUGACCAGUGUGGCGAAGUGUCUUAUCAAGCUCUGAACGCUAUCACGAGUGGGGUGCUCACAGUCACAGAACUGGAAAUGGACUUCACAGUCCCCUUGAAGGACGUGUCUGUACCUGAAAAGAAACAGGCUAUGUUUGAGUGUACUAUCACAAAGGAUGUGCCUAAAGUCAUGUGGUUAAAGGGGUCAGACAUCCUGUCGACAGGCGAUAAAUAUGACAUUAUUGAUGAUGGAAAGAAACAUAUAUUGGUCAUAAACAACAGUGAAUUUGAUGAUGAGGGACAAUACACUAUUGAAGUCUUGGGCAAAAAGUCAACAGCCCAGUUGACUGUGGAGGGUAUGAGGCUCAAAUUCAUAACACCACUAAAGGACCAGACUGCCAAGGAAGGUCAAACAGCUCGGUUUGAGGUUGAGCUCUCUCAUGAGAAGGUACCCCUGACAUGGUACAAAAAUGAAAUCAAACUCCAUGUGAGCAGGACCGUGCUCAUCCAUUUUGAAGGAAAGAAACACACCUUAGAAAUCAAGGAGUUGACUCUAGAUGAUACCUGCCAGAUUAAGGCAGAGGCUAAAGGAAUUCCCUCAACGGCAAACUUGACGGUGCUAGAGGGUGACGCAUACUUCACAGUGAAGUUGCAGGAUUACACCGCAGUCGAGAAGGACGAGGUCACUCUGGACUGUGAACUCAGCAAAGAUGUCCCUGUGAGGUGGUACCAUAAUGAGACUGAAAUUAAGGCCUCUAAGAUUGUAACCAUAAGGGCUGAGGGCAACAAAAGAACGUUGUCUAUCAAGAAAGUGGAAGGAAAAGACAAGGGACAAUACCUAUGUGAUUGUGAUACGGACAAGACCAUGGCAACCAUUAGCAUUGAAGCUCGUGAUAUCAAGGUAUCUCGCCCAAUGUAUGGUGUUGAGCUCUUCGAUGGCGAGACCGCUCGUUUUGAAGUGGAAAUCUCUGAAGAUGAUGUCCAUGGCCAGUGGAAACUGAAGGGAGAAACCCUUUCACCUUCCCCAGAUAUUGAAAUCAUUGAGGAUGGUGCCAAGCACACUUUCACAUUAUACAACUGCAAGGUCUCCCAGACAGGAGAGGUUGGAUUCACAGCUGCCAAUGCUAAGUGUACAGCCAACCUGAAAGUGAAAGAACUGCCACUGACCUUUAUCACACCUUUGAGUGAUGUGCAAGUGUAUGAGAAAGAUGAGGGAAGAUUUGAGGUUGAGAUUUCAAGACCAACCAAGACCUUCCGUUGGCUCAAGGGAUCUCAGGAGUUGGAAAAUGAUGACAAGUUUGAGAUUAUCCAUGAAGGAAAGAUACACACUCUGGUGGUCAAAAAGGCUGCAUAUGAGGAUGAAGCUAAAUACAUAUUUGAGGCUGAGGACAAGAGGACCACAGGAAAACUAGUUAUCCAAGGUAUACGCCUUGAGUUUGUCAAGCCCAUCAAGGAUGUCACAGUGAAGGAGCGUGAAACAGCAGAGUUCAGUAUUGAACUGUCACAUGACAAAAUCUCUGUUGUCUGGUACAAGAACGACGUCCGUCUGCACCCCAGCAAGGUUGUGCACAUGUCAGACAAUGGCAAAAUGCACACCUUGACUUUCAAGCAGGUGUCCAUUGAUGACACAUCCAUGAUCAAAGUGGAAGCCUUGGGCAAGAGCUCUGAGGCCAUGCUCACUGUUCUUGAGGGAGAACCUUACUUUGUCACAAAACUGCAAGACUACACUGCCGUUGAGAAGGACGAAGUGAUGCUGGUUUGUGAACUUAGCAAGACCUCUGCUGAGGUGAAAUGGUUCAAGGACGGCCAGGAGAUCAUGCCUAGCAAGAAUCUGAUCAUUAAAACCGAUGGAAAGAGGCGUUUGCUGACAGUGAAGAAAGCCGAGAAGGGCAACAUUGGAGAGUACACUUGCGAUUGUGGUUCUGAUAAAACCACAGCCAGGCUGGACAUUGAGGAGCGUGACAUUAAGGUUGUUCGUCCACUGUACAGCGUGGAAGUGACAGAAACUGAAAUUGCCAAGUUUGAGACCGAGAUCUCUGCCGAUGAUGUCCACGGUCACUGGAAACUCAAAGGAGAGGCCCUUCAUCAGUCUCCUGACUGUGAGAUUAAGGAGGAGGGUACAAAGCAUGUCCUUAUCCUAUACAACGUUCGCAUGGAUCAGGCCGGAGGUGUCGACUUCCAGGCUGCCAAUGCUAAAUCCAAUGCUCAGCUCAGAGUUAAAGCGCGGAGUAUAGGGCUUAUGCGGCCUCUCAAGGAUGUUACUGUUACUGCCGGGGAGACCGCCACUUUCGACUGUGAACUUACUUAUGAAGGAAUCGUUGUCGAAUGGUUCUUGGGAAGCACCAAGAUGGAGCUAGGUGAAAGGGUGGUCACCAGAGCAGAAGGCAAAGGACACAGCCUAACUAUCAGAAAUGUCAAGCUGACAGAGGCUGGGGAAGUCAGGCUCACUGCAAAGGACUUCAAGACCCAGGCCAAACUCAUUGUCAGGGAGCCACCAGUUGAGUUUACCAAACCUCUGGAGGACCAGACAGUUGAGGAAGAGGCCACUGCUUCAUUGGAGUGUGAAGUCUCCAGGGAAAACGCUGAGGUCAGGUGGUUCAGAGACACACAGGAGAUCCGCAAAACUAAGAAAUAUGACCUUAUUGUUGAUGGCCGAAAGAGAAGACUCAUCAUUCAUGGCUGUACUCUAGAUGACUCAAAGACAUAUACAUGUGAUGCUAAAGAAUUCAAAACCUCUGCUUUCCUGAAUGUUGAACCUCCACAUGUUGAGUUCUCUAAGCCACUCCAUGAUGUUGAGGUCAAAGAAAAGGAAAAUGCCAGAUUUGAGUGUGAGGUGUCUCGUGAAAAUGCCAAGGUCAAAUGGUACAAGGACGGCAGCGAGAUCAGAAAGGGAAAGAAAUACGAGAUCAUUGCCAGUGGUGUCAAACGUAUCCUUGUGGUCACCAAGACAGUCUUCGAUGAUGAAGCAGAGUACGAAUGUGAUGCUAAGACCUCCAAGUCCUCUGGCAUGCUGACAGUUAUUGAGGAAGAGGCUAAGUUUACCAAGAACCUGUCUAAUGUGGAGGGAACAGAAACAGACAGUGUGAAAAUGAUUUGUGAAGUGUCGAAGGCCAGCGCUGAGGUCACCUGGUGGAAGGGAGACCAGGAACUGCCAGAAGGAGGAAGAUAUGAACAGGUCACGGAUGGAAGGAAGAGAAUCUUCAUUAUUCAAGAUCUUAAGAUGGAAGACGCUGGAGAGUUUAACUGCAGACUGCAUAACGCCAAGACAUCUGCAACAUUAACACUGAAUGAACUGGCUGCGGAGUUCAUUGCCAGGCCUCAGAGUCUUGAGGUGGUUGAGGGAGAAAAGGCUGAAUUUGUCUGCUCAGUCUCUAAAGACACCUAUGAAGUCAAAUGGCUCAAGGGUGACAAGGAGAUUGUAUCUGGAGAUAAGUAUGACGUUGUCUGUGAUGGCAAGAGAAGAGCACUGAUAGUGAAGAAUUGUACACCACAUGAUGAAGGAGGCUAUGUCGCCUUCAUUGGGACUACCAAAGCCUCAGCUGACUUGUUUGUCAUUGAGAAACUCAGAAUCAUCACACCCAUCAAGGAUAUGCAAGUGAAGGAAGGACAGGAAAUAAUUUUCAACUGUGAGGUGAACACUGAGGGAGCUAAAGCUAAGUGGCUGAAGAACGAGGAGACCAUGUUUGAGAGCAGCAAGUUUGUCAUGAUCCAGAAAGACAACGUGUUCUCUCUGAGGAUCAAGGGUGCUCAGAAGGCAGAUGAAGCCACGUAUACUAUUACAUUGACAAAUCAUCGUGGUGAACAUGCCAAGAGCGAUGCCAAUGCCAAAGUACAAGAGGAGAAGCUCAAGAUUAUUGAGCCUCUUGAGGACUGUGAGACACAAGAGAAGAAGACCAUCAGCUUCACUUGCAAGGUGAACAGACCUGAUAUCACCAUCAAAUGGAUGAAGGCUGGUCAGGAGAUCACCAUGAGCAAACGAAUCCUGUACCGUGUGGAGAAAGAUAAGCACACACUGACCAUCAAGGACUGUGUCAUGGACGAUGAGGGUGAAUACACCGCCAUGGCUGGUGAUGACAAGUGCACUGCUGAGCUGAUCCUCAACGAAGCUCCCACUGACUUCUCCACACCACUCAAAGACCAGACCAUCACUGAGUUUGAGGAUGCUGAGUUUUCUUGCAAGCUGUCUAAAGAGAAGGCUGUUGUUAAAUGGUACAGGAAUGGUCGUGAGAUCAGAGAGGGACCCAGAUACUCAUUUGAGAAAGAUGGCAGGAUUUGCAAACUCAAGAUCAAGAAGUGCAGACCAGACGAUGAGUGUGAAUAUGCCUGCGGCCUGGAAGACAGGCGAUCCAGGGCCCGCCUCUUUGUUGAAGAGACCCCAGUUGAGAUCGUCAGACCACCUCAGGAUGUGUUUGAGCCUCCAGGCUCAGAUAUUGUGUUUGAGGUGGAGCUCAACAAAGACAGAGUUGAGGUCAAAUGGAUGAGGAACAACAUGAUCAUCGUCCAGGGUGACAAGUACCAGAUGAUGAGCGAGGGCAAGGUCCACAGACUCCAGGUGUGUGAGGUCAGGCCUCGGGACCAAGGAGAGUACAGAGUCGUUGCCAAGGAGAAGGAUGCCAGAGCCAAGCUGGAACUGGCAGCUGUGCCAAAGAUCAAGACAACUGAUCAGAACCUGGUCACAGACGCUGGAAAGCCUUUUGUCAUGGCGAUCCCCUACGAUGCCUAUCCUCGUGCAGAGGCUGAGUGGUUCUUCGACAUAGUUAGCCUGCCUGUGCAGAACAUUGACACCUCCGCAGACAAGACAGAAUACAGGCUGAAGAGCCCCAAAAAGACAGAUCAAGGCAGGUACAAGAUCGUCAUCAAGAACAAACAUGGACAGGGAGAGGCAUUCAUCAAUCUGGAUGUUAUUGAUGUCCCUGGACCUGUGAAGAACCUCAAAGUGGUUGACACUGCCGACGGUGAGGUCAGCCUGGCCUGGGAAGAGCCAGAGAGUGAUGGUGGCAGCAAGAUCAUUGCAUAUGUGGUGGAGAGGCGUGAUAUCAAGCGCAAGACAUGGACCCUUGCCACUGACCGUGCUGACGCUCCAGAAUACUCUGUUAGCGGUCUCCAGAGGGACAACAAGUACCUCUUCAGAGUAUGUGCUCGCAACAGAGUGGGCAGUGGACCCACUGUGGAGACAGACGAAGCUGUCCAGGCCAAGAAUAAGUUUGAUGUGCCAGAGGCACCUGAGGACGUUGUGGUUGGCAUCGUGAACAGGUUUGGAGCCACAGUCUCCUGGGAAAAACCAAAGUCUGAUGGCGGAUCUGAGAUCACCUCCUACAUCAUUGAGUUCCGUGACAGGACCUCUGUGAGCUGGGAGGUAGCUAUGAUCGCCAAGGCUCUGGACCGCACAGCCACUCUCACUGAUGUCGUUGAGAACAAGGAAUACAUCUUCCGUGUCAAAGCCGAAAACAAGGCUGGCAUUGGCAAACCAAGUGCUGCCACCGAUCCAGUUAAGAUCAUGGACCCCAUUGAGAAACCAAGCCCACCAUUGAACUUCAACUACACUGACCAGACAAAGAACUCUGUCCAGCUGACAUGGGAGACCCCCGCCAGCAAUGGAGGAAGCAUGAUCACUGGCUACAUUAUUCAGAAGUGUGAGGAUGGAACAGACAAGUGGCUCAGAUGCAAUGCCAGGCUCUGUCAGGACCUUAACUACAAGGUAUCUGGACUGAAGCAGGGGAUGCAGUACCACUACAGAGUGUGUGCAGAGAACGCAGCUGGAGUUUCAGAUCCAGCUGAUAAGCUUGGACCUCUCUUGGCAGACGAUUGUCAUGUUGGACCUUCCAUGGACCUCAGUGGAUUUAAGGAUGGCCUAGAGGUCAUUGUUCCUCAUCCACUUGUUAUCCGCGUCCCUCUUCUUGGAUAUCCCACACCCACCGCCAAGUGGAGCUGUGGUGAUAAAGAGCUCACUGCUGGUGACCGUGUGUCCAUGGUUACAAGGAGCACCUACACAGAACUGACAGUGGCUCCAAGUGUGCGUCCAGACAAAGGCACAUACACUCUGCACCUGGAGAAUGAUGUGACCAGUGCCUUUGGAGAGAUUGAAGUCAAUGUUAUUGCAUCACCAAGUGCACCCAAAGACUUCAAGGUUUCCGAGGUGACAAGACACCAUGUCCACCUGAUGUGGGAGGCACCAGAGCAUGAUGGAGGAAGCCCAGUUAUUGGCUACCAAAUUGAAAAGAAGGAAGUGUCCCGCAAGACCUGGGUCAAGGUUUGCAUGGGUGUACAGGACCUGGAGUUCACUGUGGCAGAUGUCAUUGAAGGCAAAGAGUAUUUGUUCAGUGUUACUGCAAUCAACAAGUGUGGCCCAGGAGAGCCUGCCUACAUUGACGAGCCAGUCAAUGUGUCCUCGCCUGCCACUGUGCCGGAUCCACCUGAGAACCUGAAAUGGAGAGACAAGUCAGGAAAGGGCAUCUUCCUGUACUGGGAGCCACCCAAGUACGACGGCGGAGCUUCAAUCAAGAGCUAUGUUGUAGACAAAUGCCAGCGUGGCACAGACAAGUGGGAGCCAUGUGGAGACCCACUGCCUGAGCUGAAAUUCCAGGUGACAGGUCUGAUUGAGGGACAGUGGUAUGCCUACCGUGUGAGGGCCAUCAACAGGCUGGGAGCAGGCAAACCCUGCAGGGCUACAGAUGAGAUCCUGGCUGUUGAUCCCAAAGAGCCUCCAGAAAUUCAACUGGACGUGAAGUUGCUGGCUGGUUUGACCGCCAGAGCCGGAACCAAGAUUGAGCUUCCAGCUGAUAUUGUCGGAAAGCCCGAACCCAAGGUAAAAUGGACCAAGGCUGACCUGGUCCUGAAGGGAGAUGAUCGCAUCACCAUCGAUACCAAGACGGGAAACUCCACUUUGUCUAUCGCCAAAACUGUCAGAGAAGACACAUCUACCUACAUCAUUGAGGCAGUCAACAGCAGUGGUCGUGCUACCGCAACUGUUGAUGUCAACAUUCUUGAUAAGCCUGGUCCUCCAGCUGCGUUUGAUAUUUCUGAGAUCACCAACCACUCCUGCUACCUGGCCUGGAACCCUCCCAGAGACGAUGGAGGUUCUGUCGUCACCAACUACAUUGUGGAGCUUAGACCCUUCGACAAAGAGGAGUGGACCAAACUGUCAUCCACUGUGAAACAAACCACUUUCAAUGCCACCAAACUCACCCCUGAAAAGGAAUACGUCUUCAGAGUACAGGCUGAGAACCAGUAUGGCAUCGGCGCCCCUAAUGAGCAUGUGCCAAUCAUCGCCAAAUACUCCUUUGAUCCUCCCGGUGCUCCAUCCAGAUUGCAGCCUUCUGAUAUUGCUAAGGACUCUCUGACUCUGACAUGGUACGAGCCUGAUGAGGAUGGUGGCAGUCCUAUCACUGGGUACUGGAUCGAGAGGUUCGACCCAGAAAAUGACAAAUGGAUCAGAUGCAACAAGCUGCCCAUCAAGGACAUCACCUUUAGGGUGAAGGGCCUGCCUACCAAGAAGAAGUACAAGUUCCGUGUCUUGGCUGAGAAUCUUGCAGGACCAGGAAAACCAAGCACUGAGACUGAUCCAGUCUUGGUCAAGGAUCCAAUUGAUCCUCCAUGGGCUCCUGGCAAACCCUUCAUCAGAGAAAUAGCUAAGACAUCUGCCUCCCUGCAAUGGACCAGGCCAGAGCACGACGGCGGUGCCAAGAUCGAGGGUUACAUCAUUGAGUUCCUGAAGACUGGUACCGAAGCAUGGAUCAGAGCAGCAGAGGACGUGCCCCAGACUGAGCACUUCCUGAAGGGUUUGAUGGAGAAACAGGAGUACUCAUUCAGAGUCAAGGCCGUCAACUGCGCAGGAGAGAGUGAGCCCAGUGACCCAAGCGAUCCUGUGGUCUGCAAGGAAAGACUCUAUCCUCCAUCACCUCCUCAAUGGCUUGAGGUGGCCAACAUCACAAAGAUCAACGCUGAGCUGAAGUGGCAGGCUCCUGACAACGACGGUGGCUCUCCAAUCACCAACUACGUUGUUGAGAAGAGGGAUGUCAGGCGUAAGACCUGGACUGCGGUGGACACCACUGUGAAGGAGCUGAAGUACACUGUCACUCCACUGAAUGAGGGCUCUCUCUAUGUGUUCCGUGUGGCUGCUGAGAACGCAGUCGGACAGAGUGAUUACUGUGAACUGGAAGACUCUGUUCUAGCUAAAGAUACUUUCACCACUCCUGGGCCACCCUAUGCCUUGACUAUUGUGGAGGUGUCCAAGAGACACGUUGAACUGAAAUGGGAAGCUCCAAAUAGUGAUGGUGGGAGACCCAUUACAAAGUAUGUCAUUGAGAAGAAAGAGAAACUUGGAACCCGCUGGGUGAAGUCUGGAAAGACCCCUGACGCUCUGUGCACCUACAAAGUCACAGACGUGGAUGAGGGCACUGAGGUUCAGUUCCAGGUCCGUGCUGAGAAUGAGGCUGGUGUUGGACACCCUAGUGAACCAACAGAAGUAGUCACCAUUGAGGAUGCUACAAGUCCACCAUCUCCUCCUGUUGACUUGGUCAUAGUUGAUGCCAGUAGAGAGCAUAUCAACAUUACCUGGAAGGUACCAUUGAAGAAUGGAGGUAGCCCCAUCACAGGAUACCAUGUUGAGCUCCGAGAGGCUAAAGCUGAGAAGUGGAUGAGAAUCAACACUCGCCCAGUCAAGGAGCUCAAAUACAAAGCAGAGGAAAGCAUCAAGCCAGAGAAACAAUAUGUCCUGAGAGUCCGUGCCAUCAACUCUGUUGGUGUCAGCGAUCCUUCUGCCAUUUCUGAGAAGGUCUUUGCCAAGGAUCCAGACAGUAUUCCUACUAUGGAUAUGGAGGCCCUAGACAUUGUGGUGGUUGAGGGUGACAAGCUGCAUAUCAACAUCCCAUACAAUGCCGUCCCCAAACCAGAGAUGGUCUGGAGCAAAAUCAUCCACACAGAUACUGCCUCUGACACAAAGUUACAGAAUGACGACAGACGGUUGAUGACUUGUGAGCUCAACAGUGUUCACCUGGAAGUGAUGAAGUGUGUGCAUGAUGAUGCUGGAGAAUACUCCGUCACUCUGGAGAAUGCGAUUGGAACAGCCACCAGAAUCAUCAACGUUAAAGUUAUUGGUCUGCCCGGCCAAUGCAAGGACAUCAAUGCAGAUGAGAUCACUAAGAACUCCUGCAAGCUGACAUGGGAGGCUCCAGAGAGUGAUGGUGGUACUCCAAUUCUCCACUACGUUCUGGAGCGUAGAGGGGCUUCUAAUAAGACUUUCAGGCCUCUGAUGUCAGGAGAAAACAUCCUGACCUACCAGGUCAACGAUCUCAAGCUGAACGAAGAAUAUCACUUCCGGGUCAAGGCUGUCAACAAGGUUGGCCCUGGGCCAUUCCUGGAGCUCCGCAACCCUGUCAUCACUAUGGAAGUGAAACAGAAACCAGAUCCACCCAUUGAUGUUGAGGCUCAUGAUCCAACCGCCAACUCUAUCACACUGACCUGGAAACCACCAGUGUCUGACGGUGGUUGCGCCAUCACUGGCUACAUCCUGGAAUGCAUUGAGAAGGAUGGUGAUAGAUUCCAGAGAAUCAACCCAUCCCUGGUUCCUGGUUUCACCUAUGUGGUGAAAGAUAUGACAGAAGGCAAAGAGUAUCAGUUCCGUGUUCGCGCUGAGAACGCUGCUGGAGUCAGCGAGCCGUCUCGCAGCACUCCACUGACCAUGAUCGCUGCUCCCGUUGAAAAACCCAAGGUGUCCCUCCAUGCUCGCCUGCAGCACGGCCUGUGCAUCAGGAAGGGUGAAGAGAUCCGCCUGGACGCCUACAUCUCUGGCGCUCCAUACCCAACUGUCACCUGGCUCAGGAACAACGAAGACGUCAAGAAUGUACCAGAGAAGAAGCCAGUACUGCCUAUUCUGAAGAAGAAGGGGGGCAAGGUUGAACCUGAAGAACCUGAGGUGUUUGUAACCCCUCUUCAUGAGCGUCUUUCUUAUGCUGUAAAGAAGGGUGAGACCUCAAUCAUGGUGCGAGACUCCAUCAGAGCUGACCACGGUCACUUCUGCAUCCAGGCCGAGAACUCUCAUGGUGUUGCAACUGCAUACUGUGACGUCAACGUCCUUGAUAAGCCUGGACCUCCAGUGAACUUUGUCUUUGAGGAGAUCAGGGACACCUCUGUCAUCUGCAAGUUCGACCCUCCUCUUGACGAUGGUGGUAGUGAGAUCCUGAACUACAUCCUUGAAAAGAAAGACAACAAGAAUGAAGAUAUUGGAUGGAUCACUGUAACUUCAACCCUCAAGGUUUGCAACUAUCCUGUUACCAAACUGAUUGAAGGAAAGGAGUACAUCUUCCGUAUUACCGCUGAGAACAAGUUUGGCUGCGGACCUUCAUGUCUCUCUGAGCCAGUCGUUGCCAAGAACCAAUUCGAUCCACCCGAUGCUCCAAACACACCCAGAAUUGGAGAGGUGACUGCCAACAGUGUGUUCAUCUCCUGGCAUGAGCCCAAGGACAACGGUAGUCCCAUCCUGGGCUACUGGAUCGAGAGGAAGGAAAUUAACAGCAAACACUGGACUAGGGUGAACCGAUUCCUGCUCAAUACCCUCUCUGUGAAGAUUGAGGGUCUUAUGGAAGGCCUGGUAUACAUAUUCAGAGUCUGUGCAGAGAAUCUGGCUGGCCCCGGACCCUUCAGUGUCCCAACUGAUCCCCAGAUUGCUAUGGAUCCAAUCUUGCCACCUGGCCCACCCACUCCAAGAGUUAUUGAUACAUCUGCGACAACAGUUGAUAUUGCCUGGGUUCCCCCCCUGUACAAUGGAGGAGGAGAUAUACUUGGCUACCAUGUUGAGAGUGUUCUGGCUGGAGAGAAGGAAUGGAAACGUAGUACAGAGUUCAGAUGCAAGGAGCUGAAGUAUACAGUGACUGGGCUGACAGAGGGCGCUGACUAUUACAUCCGGGUUAUUGCUGUCAAUGAUGCCGGACCGGGAGCACCUGGCAUGACUGAACCAGUCACUGUGAAGGAGCCUCAAGAGCCCCCAGUGGUUGACUUUGAUGCCUCUGUGAAGAACGGAGUCAUCAUCAAAGCCGGCGAGGCACUGAGACUGCCAGCGUUCGCCAUCGGCAGACCACAACCGGAAGUGAAAUGGAUGAAGGAUGAGGCUGAAACUGACAAAGAGCAUGUUGUGAUCGAAACAGAAGGAAAGAACAGCCUUCUGUUCAUCAAGUACGCCAAGAGAACUGAUCACGGAAAGUACCAGAUCUCUGGAACCAACAGCAGUGGAACCAAAUCUGCUGUCACUAGAGUUGACGUCAUGGAUGUCCCUGGGCCUGUGGUUAAUCUGAAGACUACUCAUGUCACCAAGAAGAACAUCAGCUUGAGCUGGGCAGAUCCUCUAGAUAAUGGUGGCAGCGAUGUCAUCGGCUACGUAGUGGAGAAAAAGGAUGCAAAAAUGAAGCUAUUCAGACAACCUAUCGAGAUUGCUUCAUGCAAGUGUGACAUUCAGGGUUUGCUUUCAGAGGAAGAGUACGAUUUCCGUGUUUUUGCAAGGAACAAGUACGGUGAUGGCGCCCCAACGGACAUUGGGCCUAUUCUGGCUUCGGAUCCCAAAGCUGUUCCAUCUCCACCAUUGAAACUGCACUACACCGAAAGGUGGACUACUGCUAUUGCUCUUGCUUGGGAGCCACCUCGCAGCGAUGGAGGUAGCCCAAUCACGGGUUACUAUGUUGAGAAGAUGAGAGCAGAUGGAACUGAGUUUGACGUGGCCAAUCGCAAGCUCUGCAAAGACUUACACAUCAAAUUGGAGAACCUAUCAGAGAACCACGUGUAUCAGUUCCGUGUGUUUGCCGUGACUGAGGUGGGAGAGGGCGAACGCUCCAAACCAAUCAGUGCUAACAUACAGGAUGAUGAAAUUCCCCCCGAAAUCUCAAUCUUGGAGCAUUUCAAGAGAGAUACAAUCAUUGUGAGGAAGGGAGCAGCAAUUGAGAUCCCUGCUGAGGUGGUGGGUCUGCCAAUGCCAGAGGUUCAGUGGUCUAAGGAUGAUGUCGUCAUCCCCAUGGCUACUGAGACACUGUUGAUGGAGUUCGAGGAGGUGGCCCGCACCAAAUGCACCACCAAGAUCAGCAUCCCUGAGACUAUCAGAGGAGACAAGGGAGACUACAAACUGGCUGCCACCAACUGCCAUGGCAAAGCACACCGCAUCAUCCAUGUGGAGGUUCUAGACCGCCCUCUACCACCACGUGACAUUGUGGUGUCUGACAUCCAGGCUGAGUCUUGCUAUCUGACUUGGGCGGUCCCAGAGGACGACGGGGGAAGUGAGAUCACCAACUACAUCAUCGAAAGGAGGGACGCCAGCAGGAAGAAGUCUGACUUUGAGCAGCUUACCUGCAAUAUCAUUGAUAGGAGAUAUGGGGUGUACAAAAUGGACAGAAUGGGCCAGUACCAAUUCAAAAUCAAAGCUGAGAACAAGUUCGGAAUCAGUGACGGUUGUGAAUCCGAGAAGGUCGUUCUCAAGGAUCCAUUCGGUCUUCCGGGUCCACCUCGCAAACCAAAGGUCAUCGCAGCAACUUCCACUACUAUGACGAUCACCUGGGAGCCUCCACUGCAGAACGGUGGCUCCUCCAUUCAGGGAUACUGGCUGGAGAAAAGAGAGAGAGGAGCUGGGAUCUGGGGUCGUGUGAACAGAGCUCCAGUCACCAAGCCUGCAGUGAAGGGUUUGGAAUACACAGUCCUCCGCCUUAAUGAAGGGGCUGAGUACCAGUUCAGAAUUAGGGCUCAGAAUGCUGCUGGAAUCGGACCUCCCAGUGAAGCAUCUCCAUGUCAAUUCGCUGUUGAUCCACGCAAUCCCCCUAGUGCACCAGGAGUGCCAGUUGUUAAGGACAAGACCAAGACCAGUGUCACUCUCACCUGGACCCCACCAGAGAAAGAUGGCGGCAGCCCAGUCAAGGGCUACAUCGUUGAGGUUCAGGACACAGACUCCCUGGAUUGGAAGAGAGUCAGUGACCCUGAGAAGCUGCACCCUACCACUGAGAUCACUGUUCCAGACCUGAAAGAAGGCCAGAAGAUCAGAUUCAGAGUCACUGCUGUCAACGCUGCUGGCAAAUCUGAACCAAGCGCACGUUCUGCUGACAUCACUGUCCAGGACAUCUUAACUGAACCAAACAUUACUCUGGAGGUCAGCGCCCAUGAGCUGUUGUCCUGCAGAGCUGGAACUACCAUUAAAAUACCAGCUCUCAUCACCGGCCGUCCCACUCCUAAAGUUACAUGGGAGUUCAAGGAUGGAACAGCAGAGACCGAGAAGAAGAAUGACAUCCAUAUCCUUCCAAUCGAUUCAAAGAUCGUGUCAACUGAUACAACAUCAGUCAUUACCAUCCCUGAGAGCCACCUCAAACAUGCCGGACGUUACAUCAUCACAGCGGAAAACGCAGCUGGACACAAGAACAUGAAAGUCAGAGUCAAUGUCCUUGAUCUGCCUGGCCCACCCAAAGACCUCAAAGUCACAGACAUCACAAGAGGCACAUGUAGACUUACAUGGAAGGCUCCAGAUAGUGACGGUGGUGAGAGGAUCAAGAGUUACUUCAUUGAGAAGAAGACUGUGGAAGGAAAAGCUUGGACCAAGUGCAACCCAGCCUGUGCUGCCCAGUCCUUUAUUGUGCCCGACCUCAUUGAGGGACAGGAUUACCUGUUCCGUAUCCGGGCGGAGAACCGCUUUGGAUUUGGACCACUAGUUGAGACCAUUGAAUGUUCAAAGGCUAGAGAUCCUAUCCAUCCUCCUGAUGCUCCCACAAGGGUAAAGAUUCAAGAAGUGACUAAGGGCACAGCCACCCUGACUUGGAAGCCACCCAGGAAUGACGGUGGAGCUCCAGUGACACACUACACUGUUGAACGUCUGUGCUGGGACAGUAGUGGAUCUCAGAAGCAGUCCUGGAGACAGUGCAACAGACGUGAUAUUGAAGACCUCACCUUCAAGGUUGAGGAUCUGACUGAAGGAGAAGAGUAUGAGUUCCGUGUCAAGGCCGUGAACGAAGCCGGCCCCAGCAGACCAUCAUCUACUGUUGGACCAGUUGUCAUCCAAGACCAGACACGUGCUCCUGCUAUUGACCUGGAGGAGUUCAUGGAGGUCGAACAAGGAGCUGAUAUCAGCAUCAAGGCAAAGAUCAGGGGCUGUCCAUUCCCCACUCUCACCUGGCUCAAGGCUCCAGCCCACAAGGGUGACGACAAGGUUGAGGUUGCAUAUGACGAGCACAUCAACAAGAUUGUGUCUGAUGAUAGCUGUGUACUGCUGAUCCAGCAGGGAAAGCGCUCAGAUACAGGCCUCUACACUAUCACAGCCAGUAACAGCCUAGGAAAGGCCUCCAAGGAGAUGAGACUCAAUGUCUUGGGACGUCCUGGACCACCAUCCGGUCCUGUGAAGUUUGAGGAGGUCGACGCUGAGAAGAUCACCCUGUCAUGGCUGCCACCUAAGGAUGACGGUGGCUCCAAAGUGACCAACUACGUCAUUGAGAGGCGUGUAGCCAACAGGAAGACAUGGAUCCCUGUGACCAAUGAACCCAAGGAGCGUAUCUGGACGGUGGAGGGCCUGAUGGAAGGGCAUGAGUAUGUGUUCCGAAUUUGUGCUCAGAACAAAUAUGGAGUUGGAGAGCCUCUGGACAGUGAACCUGAAGAAGCCAGGAAACUCUAUGCUGUUCCCGGCCAAUGUGAAAAGCCAACCAUUUCAGCUGUUGACCAUGAUUCCAUGAUGGUCAACUGGGAAGAGCCAGAAGACGAUGGAGGCAGUCCAGUGACUGGCUAUUGGCUGGAGCGUAAGGAAACCACCUCUAAGCGCUGGAACAGGGUGACGCGCGACCCCAUCCGGGCCAUGGCUUUCGGGGUGUCCCAUAAUGUGACUGGACUCAUUGAGGGGUCACAGUACCUCUUCCGGGUCACAGCUAUCAACGCAGCAGGAUGUGGACCUCCUAGCGCGUGCACAGACCCCAUCUUCGCCAGAGAUCCUAUCUCUGUCCCUGGACCUCCAACACCAAAGGUCACCGACUGGACCAAGUCAUCAGUGGAUCUAGUCUGGAUCCCACCUCUGAAGGAUGGUGGAUCUAAGAUCACGGGAUACAUUGUUGAAUACUCAGAGGAUGGAACAGACAAAUGGGUUAAAGCUAAAGACAAGGAGCACAGAAGCACCAAGUUGGUCAUUACUGGAUUGAAGACCGGUGGAUUCUACAAGUUUAGAGUGACAGCGUUGAAUGCUGCAGGCCCCAGCGAACCCGGUGAAGUCCCAGACGCUAUUAAGGUUGAAGACAGGACAAUUGCUCCUGAGGUUGACCUUGAUGCCACAGUGAAGGAAAGGAUGGUGGUCCAUGCCGGUGGUGUGAUCCGCAUCCUGGCCUUUGUGUCUGGCCAGCCUGCUCCAAAGAUCACAUGGAGCCGUGAUGACGGUGCUCUACCACCAGAAAGUGCAGUUGAGACCACCGCCAUCAGCUCAUCACUGGUCAUCAAGCCCUGCACCAGAAGACACCAAGGAGUCUAUACUCUAACUGCUGCUAACUCAGGAGGAGAAAAGAAGAGAUCUAUCAUUGUUGAUGUCCUGGAUGUCCCUGGUCCAGUUGGCGUACCCUUCACCUCCGAGAACCUCACUAGCGACUCCUGCAAGCUGAACUGGUUUUGUCCUGAGGAUGAUGGUGGUUCUGCCAUCACCAACUACAUCAUUGAGAAGCGCGAUGCGGAGAGGAAGGCCUGGACUGCCCUGUCCUACACAGUCACCAGACACACUGCUGUGGCCCACGGACUGCAGAAUGGAAAAGCUUACUUCUUUAGAAUCGCCGCUGAGAACUCCAUUGGAGUUGGACCUUUUGUUAACACCGCAUGUGAAAUCAUCAUAAAGGAUCCCAUCACCGUUCCAGACCGCCCAGAGGACCUUGAAGUAACAGCAGUUCAUAAAGACUAUAUCAGCUUAACAUGGAAACCUCCUGUGUCUGACGGAGGGUCAGAGGUCACCAAGUACAUCCUGGAGGCCCGUAUGAUCGGCAAGGACAAGUUCACACGUCUGACAAAGGAGAAACUGAUGGAGAGGAGAUUCACCUACGACGGUCUGAGAGAUGGGGACACCUAUGAGUUCAGAGUUAGCGCUGUGAAUGAAAUUGGGCCCAGCAAGCCAUCGUUCUGCACCAAACCAAUCACCUGCAAAGAUGAACUUGAACCACCAACCAUUGAGCUUGACUUCCGUGACAAGAUCAUCAUCCAUGUUGGGGAGAGCAUGGCUCUCCAGGGUCGCUACACCGGAAAGCCCUCUCCAUCUAUCAUGUGGUACAGAGAUGACGAAGAGCUGAAAGCAGAUCAGCACAUCAAGUUCAAAAACUCACUGACCACCAUGACUUUAGGCCUUAUGAAAGCCAAGCGCGAGCACAGCGGCAGAUACUGCGUGCUGGUUGAAAACAGCACCGGCUCUCGAAAGGGCAUUUGCAAUGUGACCGUUGUAGAUCGCCCAACACCACCAGUGGGUCCAGUCAUCUUUGAUGAAGUUCACAGAGAGUUUAUGGUGAUCUCUUGGAAACCUCCUAUUGAUUCUGGCGGAGUGGACGUGUCCAACUACAUCAUUGACCAGAGAGACGUCAAUAGUGACAUCUGGAGGAAUGUAACAUCUGCUUCGACGAAGUUGACGUGCAAAAUCCCCAGGUUGAUUGAGGGAAGAGAGUACAUCAUGAGAAUCUGUGCUGAGAACAUGUAUGGAAUCAGUGACCCACUGGAUUCAGAGGAGAUGAGAGCCAAAGAUCUCUUCAGAGUGCCUGAGGCACCAGAGAUGCCCAACGUGAGGGAGGUGUAUGCUGACAACUGCCUUGUGCUUUGGAGCAGACCUCGUGAUGGCGGCAAGCCCAUCACUAACUACAUAUUGGAGAAGAAGGAGCCAGCUGCAAAGAGAUGGUCUCGUGCCACCAGAGAACCCCUCUACCCAACUACUCAGUUCAGGGUGCUUGACCUUAUUGAAGGCUGUCAAUAUCAAUUCCGGGUUAUGGCAGAGAAUGAAAUUGGCACUGGUGACCCUAGUCCCCCAUCAAACACAAUUCUUGCCAAAGAUCCAAUUGUUCCUCCCAGCCCCCCUGUACUGCCAGAGGCAAUCGACAAGACCAAGGAUACCGUAAGCCUGAAAUGGCAGCUACCUCGCCAUGAUGGCAAAGGCAAAAUCUUUGGUUACCUUGUUGAGUACCAGAAGGUUGGUGCAGUAGAAUGGUCACAGGGCAAUGAGACUCCUGAAGAGUGCCCAGAAUGCAACUAUGUUCUAAAGGGCCUGGAAGACGGAGCAGAGUACAACAUCAGGGUCUUCACUGUGAAUGCUGCUGGACGCUCUGAGCCUGCCCCUUGUAAGCAAACAGUGAAAGUACAUGACAGACUGGAAAAACCAGAGUUGCUGCUUGAUGCCAAUAUGUCCCGUGACCAUCUUGCGAUGGUAGGAACUAAUAUUACUCUCAGUUCAGUGAUCAAGGGCAUGCCACCUCCCACUGUAGCAUGGCAGAAGAACGGAGAAGAGGUUCCCGCAGAUCGUUGUACCAUUGCUGCCACUGCCAAUGGCAGCAAACUUGUUAUGCUCAACUGUGUCCGCUCAGACAGCGGCAACUACACACUCACUAUUGAAAAUGCAGCUGGAAAGAAGUCCGCUACAUGCACAGUGCUCACCUUAGAUAAACCCGGACCUCCUCGGGAUCUGAAAAUCUCUGAGAUCACCAGUGAGUCAGCCUACCUGACCUGGAAGGUUCCUGAGGAUGAUGGAGGGGCUGUCAUCUCUCACUACGUUGUGGAAAAGAAAGACGUGGCGGCUGAGAAAUGGGUGCCCGUCGCUGCAUCAAACAAGAAGCCUAGUCUGAUGGCUCUGUAUCUUAUGGAAGGAGUCCAGUAUCUGUUCCGUGUUGCUGCUGAGAACCAGUUUGGCAGAGGUUCCUACAUCAUGACUAAGACGCCGAUCAAGGCUGUUGAUCCUCUUUAUCCACCCGGUCCACCAAAGAAUCUACACCACAUCGACGUAGAUAAGACUGAAGUCUGGCUCCAAUGGGAUUGGCCAGACCGCGACGGAGGAAGUGAGAUCACUGGAUUCAUCGUUGAGCACCAGGAGGGAGAGGGAAAAGACUGGGUCACCUUCAAGACUGUCACCAAUCCUCAUAGCCAUGUCACUGGACUGGAGGAGGGAAAGACAUACAGGUUCCGUGUGAAGUCCCAGAAUGCUGUUGGCGUGAGCCGUCCUGACACCAGUGUCCCUGUAACCUGCCAGGAGAAACUCUUGCCACCAACUAUUUCAGUGGAUGUGAAGCUUAUUGAGGGUUUGAUUGUCAAGGCUGGAAGCACUAUCGUACUCCCAGCAGUCAUGAAAGGAAUUCCUACUCCCACAGCCAAGUGGGUGAGUGACGGAAAGGAACUGGAAACAAAGGGCAACGUCAAGAUUGACACUGAGGGCAUGAACACAUCUCUCACCAUCACUGGAUGUGUCAGAGGUGACACUGGAGAAUAUCUCCUCACCGUGGCAAACCCUGCUGGAAGCAAGACUGUUGCUCUGCACGUCACUGUGCUCGAUGUCCCAGGUGUCCCCAUUGGUCCGAUCAACAUCCUUGAAGUUACCCCUGACCACAUGGUCAUCAACUGGAGACCACCUAAAGAUGAUGGUGGCACUCCUUUGACGUGUUACAUUGUUGAAAAGAAGGAUACCAAAAAGGCAUGGGAACCAUGGUCAGUUGUGUGCUCAGGAUGCACUGGUACAAAGGCUAAAAUUUCUCGAUUGGAGAAAGGUCGUGAAUAUAUUCUGCGUGUCCGUGCAGAAAACAAGGUGGGCAUUGGUGCUGGACUUGAGAGUCCUCCCACUAUUGCCAAACAUAUGUUUGAUCCACCUGGCCCUCCAGGCCAGCCAACCUGCUCUGAUAUCACAGAGAAUGCUGUGACCAUAGAAUGGACUCUGCCUGAAUUUGAUGGUGGCAGUCCAGUCAGUGGCUAUGUAGUAGAGCGCAGAGAAAUGACAGGGAAAUGGAUCCGCGUCAACAAGACACCUGUAUUGGAUCUCCGAUACAGAGCAUCAGGUCUGUUUGAGAACAACAGCUACGAGUUCAGAAUCUUUGCUGAGAACGUUGCUGGCGUCAGCGAGCCCUCUCCUGUAUCAGAUCCAGUGAAGUGCACCCGUCCUAUUACUAAGCCAGGACCCCCAUUAAACCCUAAGCUGAGGGACUGGAGCAAGUCAUAUGCUGACUUGGUGUGGACCAAGCCAACAAGAGAUGGAGGCAGCCCCAUCUUAGGUUAUAUAGUUGAAUGUCAGAAAUCAGCCAGCGCCAAAUGGGAGAAAGUUCAUAAGGAUCUCAUCCCGAUGUGCGCAUUUAGAGCAAUGGGACUUACUGAGGGCAUGGAAUACAGGUUCCGCAUUAGCGCUUCCAAUAUUAUUGGAGAUGGAAAACCUACAGAGCUCUCAGAAACAGUCCUUGCCAAGGACAUUCUAGUUCCCCCAGAGCUGACAGUUGAUGUUGCUUGCCGUGACCUUCUGACAGUUAGGGUGGGACAGAGUAUCAAUCUUGUUACUAGAGUUAAAGGUAGACCAGAUCCUGAUAUCACAUGGUCUAAGGAUGCCAAGAUUCUAGGCAUAGACAGGCGUACUGAGAUGAACAACAACUUCCCUCUGGUUGAGCUGGUGAUUUCAGAUGCAGUAAGGCAAGAUUAUGGAAAGUAUGCUAUCCUUGCUAAAAACAGCAGUGGUCAAGCACAGGCUACCAUUAUUGUGAAUGUGCUUGACACUCCAGGCGUCUGUCAGAAUCUGAAGACCACUUACGUGACAAAAGAAUCCUGCAUGGUUUCCUGGGAGAACCCAGAGGAUAAUGGAGGAACUGAAAUAACACAGUACAUUAUUGAGAGCCGUCAACCUAGUCAAAGGAAUUGGACAGUGGUAUCAAAUGAUUGCACCAAACGCCUUAUGAAGGCGCCACUCCAUGAGGGUUGUGAAUACUUCUUCCGUGUGAGUGCAGAGAACAAAAUUGGUGCUGGACCUUCAACAGAGACCAAAACAGCCAUCCUUGCUGUUGAUCCCAUUGAGAAGCCUGGUGACCCUAUUGACUUCAUUAUCUCUGAGAUCGGCAAGACAUUCGUCUUCCUGAAAUGGAAGAGACCAGACUAUGAUGGUGGCAGCCGUAACCUGGGCUACCAUGUUGAAAAGAAACCUAAAGUGGCAGAGGAAUGGGAGAGACUGCACAAGGGUGCGAUUAAGGAAACUUACUUCAUGGCAGACAAGUGCAUUGAAAACGAAAUUUACCAGUUCAGGGUACAGACAAAGAAUGAAGGAGGUGAGAGCAACUGGGUGACAACUGCUGAGGUUGAGGUUAAAGAACAGUUAGUGGUGCCAGAGAUCAAGAUGAAGUUGCAAUGGACUCUAGUGGUUAAUGCCGGUGACGCCAUUCCAAUUGAAGCUGAUGUCAAGGGAAAACCAGCUCCGGAAGUAAAGUGGACAAAGGAGAAAGACACAGGGGACAUCACCAAGAGCCCAAGGCUCCAAAUAGAAGCCGGUGUAGAAUUCUCUAAAUUCCUGUUGACAAACUCAAGACGUGGAGAUACUGGAAAAUAUAACAUCACUGCUACCAAUAGUGCUGGAACAGCCACUGGAUGGGCGAAUGUGUGUGUGCUUGAUAGACCUGGUCCUAUCAGCAACCUAGUUGUAAAUGGUGUUACAGUGGAUAGGUGCAUGUUGACAUGGGAUAUGCCAGAUGAUGAUGGUGGAUGUGAAAUUUAUAACUACAUCAUAGAAAAGUGUGAGAAGAAGAGAAUGGUGUGGUCCAUACAUUCUUCUGCUGUGAUCACCAACUCUGCUAAAGUAACCCGCCUUGUAGAAGGAAAUGAAUAUAUAUUCAGGGUGCGUGCAGAAAACAAGAUGGGGGCAGGUCCUGCAGUGGAGAGCGCACCUAUUGUGGCAAGGACCGAAUUCAGUAAACCUGGCAUUCCAGAAGCACCAGAAGUUAUCAAGAUCUCCAAGGAGGAGAUGACCGUUACAUGGAACCCUCCUGAGAAUAACGGUGGAAAGGAAAUCUCUGGUUACAUUCUGGAGAAAAAGGAAGAAUUCGGAGUACGAUGGUCUCCUUGCACAAAGCAUUCCAUUGAUUCGACCCAACUGACUGUCACUGGUUUGCUGCGUGAUCAUGAAUAUCAGUUCCGCGUCAGGGCUGAGAAUGAAAUAGGACUUGGUGAACCAAGCAAACCCUCAAGAUCACUCGCCGCCAGGGAUUCUCUUGAUGUCCCAGCCCCUCCAACAAAUCUGAAGGUUGGUGACAGUACAAGGACCUCUGUAGCACUGAAGUGGACAAAGCCUGUUUCUGAUGGUGGAGCUCCUAUCAUUGGUUAUGUGGUGGAAAUGAGGAUCAAGGGAAACAAGGAUGCGGCAUGGAAGAGGUGUAAUGUCGCAGCCCAGCUAAUUGUAUGUGAAUUCACUGUCUCCAGUCUGGAUGAUCAUGAAUGGUAUGAAUUCCGCGUUUCUGCUCAAAAUCAAUGCGGUAUGAGCUUAACGGCGGAUCUUACGAUGCCCGUGCAACCCAAGGAUAUCCUUGAGGCACCUGAAAUUGACAUGGAUGCUAGUCUGAAGGACGGUCUGACAGUCAGGGCCGGAUGUCCCAUCCGACUGGUGGCAACCAUCAAGGGAAGACCAGCUCCCAAAGUCUGCUGGAGAAGAAUGGGUGUCGAUAACGUUGUCAGGAAGGGCCAUGUGGACAUCAUUGACACAAUGACCUUCCUGGUUAUCCCUGAAAGUACACGGGAUGAUUCAGGCAAAUACUCCCUGACUCUGUCCAGCCCAGCUGGGGAGAAGGCAGUGUUUGUCAAUGUCAAAGUACUGGAUACCCCAGGGCCUGUAGUGGGUCUGGAUGCCACAGAUAUUAAACAGACAUCCGCCAAACUGGCAUGGUCACCCCCUGAGAACGAUGGUGGCAGUGCAGUCACUCAUUACAUUAUUGAGAAGCGUGAAAUCGAUCGCAAGACCUGGGGACCAGUCGCAAACAAUAUUGAACAGACUGAAACCAACGUCAAGAAACUUGUUUCAGGCACAGAGUAUUUCUUUAGAGUCACUGCUGUGAAUGAAUAUGGUCCUGGAGUUGCGAAGGUCUCGCCAAAGUCCUACAUGGCAUCUGAUCCUGUCAGCAAACCUGAACCAUGCCCGAAGAUUGAUGUAUUGGAAAUUACAAAGAACAGUGCACUUCUGGGAUGGCUGAAACCAUUGGGUGAUGGAGGAGCUAAGAUAGAUGGUUAUAUAGUUGAAUACAUGGGGCUCAUCCCACCCAAACCAGAACCAGAACCAGCAGAACCAGUAGAAGGAGAGGAAGCUGCUCAUCCUCCGGAACCUGUACCUGCACCUGUGGUUGUGGAAGAACCAGCGGAAGAGAAGCCAGAACCACAAUGGAUGGCAUACACAACUGUUAAAAAUUUAACCCUUUCAGUUAGCGGACUCAAGGAGGGUAUGAAGUAUAAAUUCCGGGUGGCCGCAAGAAAUAUCAUGGGUCGCAGUUCGUACACUGAAACUAGGGACGCUUAUGAGAUCAAGGAACAGAUGCUGGAGCCCAAGAUUAUGAUGGCGGAGGCUGUGUCUGCCAAAGCAGGAGCUAAACUCAGAGUGGAAGCUCUUGUGUCUGGAAAGCCAGCACCAACCUGCACAUGGAUGCGAGGAGAUGACAAUGUUGUUUCCUCUAGUCGUCUUGCUGUGCACAAAUCUGCAAACAUGUGUGUGCUCAUCAUCAAAGACGUGUCCAGAACCGACAGUGGAAUAUACAGUUUGGUUGCUGAGAACAGCUGUGCUAAAGUAGAUCAGCAUAUUAAAAUCAUCAUCAGAGAUAUCCCCGGAGCACCUGAGCCUCCAUUUGAGAUCAGUGACAUUGACGCUGAUGCCUGCACACUCUCUUGGAAAGCACCAAUUGAAGAUGGCGGAAGCCAGAUUACAAACUACGUAGUGGAGAAGUGUGACGUGAUCAGAGGCGACUGGGUAAACGCUGUAUCGUCCUGUGGCAAGACUGGCUGCAGACUGGGAAAGCUCAUCCCUGGAAAGGAAUACAUCUUCCGUGUCCGUUCUGAGAAUCGCUAUGGAAUCUCAGACCCCCUAACAUCGGACAGGAUGAUUGCCAAAUUCCCCUUCGAUGUGCCCAGUGAGCCUUUAAACUGCCACAUCACCAAGGUCAACAAGGACUGUAUGUUUGUAGCCUGGGACAGACCUGAGAGUGAUGGUGGCAGCCCUAUUACUGGCUUCUACAUUGAACGCAAAGAGAGGAACAGUCUCCUUUGGGUCAAAGCUAACGACUCAGUUGUCAGAUCAAUGGAAUAUCCCUGUGCAGGCCUUAUUGAGGGCUUGGAAUACAACUUCAGAGUAUCUGCCAUCAAUCGUGCUGGACAGAGUAAGCCAAGCAAGAAGUCUGACUUCGUCACAGCAAGGACACCAGUUGACACACCAGGCAAACCAGAGGUUCUUGAUGUUACCAAGAAUGCAGUCACCUUGGUCUGGACUAGACCAAAGAAUGACGGUGGAAGCAAGAUAAUUGGAUAUUAUGUUGAGGCCCUGAGGCUCCCUGGAGACAAAUGGGUCCGUUGCAACACCAGCAGUCAGAAUGUACCCAGAGAAGAGUACACUGCAACUGGACUGGAGGAAGACAUGGAGUACCAGUUCAGAGUCAUCGCAAAGACCGCUGUCAACAUGAGCCGGGCAUCAGACAUCACAGACCCAGUUCUGGUCUCUGCAGAGAAGGUGCCACCAAGAGUAGAAAUUGGAAUCCCAAUGAAGAGGCUUAAGCCAGUGAAGGCUGGGGCAAAUGUACUUCUUGAGGCAGAGGUGUUUGGAAAACCGAUGCCCAAGGUUACAUGGAAGAGGGGAGAGGAAGUAUUGAGAGCUUCUGAGACGUUGAAGUUGUCCCAGUUGAGACAUCUCUUCAGCAUAGAGCUUCUUGGAGUAACAAAGGAACACACAGGAGAGUAUACUAUUUUGGCAGAAAAUGCAAGUGGAUCCAAAACUGGAGAAAUUAAGUUAACUGUUUUCGAUGUCCCCGGUCCACCAGUCUCUGUCAAGUUUGGUGACGUGUUUGCCAAUAGUGUCCAGAUUAGUUGGGAGGCGCCUCUUGCCGAUGGAGGCUCGGACAUCACAAACUACAUUGUUGACAAACGUGAGACCAGUAGAGCUGAAUGGGCUCAGGUCGCAGCCCAUAUUCAGGGUGAUGUGUUUGAACUCACCACAAAGAAACUGAUUGAGGGACGAGAGUACCAGUUCCGCGUCCGCGCAGAGAAUAGAUUUGGGGUUGGAGAAGCCAUCGUGACUGAUCCCGUCUAUGCCAGGAAUCCAUUCACUGUCCCUGGGGCAUGUGAGGCACCAGUCAUCACAAACAUCACCAAAGAGCACAUGACCGUGAGCUGGAAGGAACCUGCCGAUGAUGGCAAGUCAACCAUCUUAGGAUACAUAGUGGAGAAGAAGGGAACCAAGGAAGUCAACUGGACUAAACUGAACAGGAAAGCCUUGAUAGAGAGAACCCUGGAAGUUGCUGGUCUGUCAGAGGGAGCAGAGUAUGAAUUCAGAGUAAUUGCCCUGAACAACGCUGGCCUUGGCAAACCCAGUGAGCCAUCCACUGUGGCUUCAGCCCACGAUCCUAUCAAUCCUCCUGGACCCCCUGUGAACCCGAUGGUCACUGACGUCAGCCGCAGCACGAUUAGCCUGACCUGGACUAAACCAGCCAAUAACGGAGGCAGUGACAUCCUGGGAUACCUUGUUGAAUGCAAGAGAACAGACGCAACAGACUGGAUCAGAUGCAACGUGCCCAAGAACCUCCAAGACACAUUCUACCUUGUUCAGAACCUCAUUGAUAAAUCUGAAUAUCAACUGCGUGUGUCUGCCGUGAACAAAGUGGGCUUCAGUGAAACAUGCGAAGUGCCAGACAAACAUGUAGCAAAGGACAUUUUGGUUGCUCCUGAGGCAGAACUCAGUGCUGACCUGAAGGAGGUUCUGGAGCUCCGUGCUGGGUCCCAAAUGAGACUUUUCGCCACAAUAAAGGGUCGUCCCACUCCCAAGGUGAUCUGGGCAAAAAUGAACAGCAACAUCAAGGAAAGACAAGGCAUCGUUAUCAAGAGCACCGACACUGACACUGUGGUGUUAGUCCAGAGUUGCAACAGAUAUGAUGCGGGAAAAUAUAUCCUGAGUCUUGAAAGUCGCAGCGGAAUGAAGAUGUAUACAAUUGUUGUCAAGGUUUACGAUACCCCUGGGCCACCAGUCAAUCUCAUGGUAAAGGGGACAACAAAGGACAGUGCAAAGAUCCUUUGGGAUACUCCUCUUAUUGAUGGUGGAAGCGAAGUGACCAGUUACAUUAUUGAAAAGCGUGAUGCAGAGAGAAAAGCUUGGUCUCUAGUUAAAGAUAACUAUGCCAAAAACACUCUCAAGAUCCCUGAUUUGGAGGCUGGUAGAUCUUACUGUUUUAGAGUCAAGGCUGUGAAUGAAUAUGGUGUUGGCGAGGCAUGUGAAACCGCAGAUUCAGUUAGAGCGUCUGAGGAACCUGGGCCGGUCAUGGACUUCAAGCCCUUGUUGAUCACAAAACAAGGAUGCACCCUUGGAUGGAAGAAACCUCUCAGUGAUGGCGGUAGCCGCAUCAUUGUGUAUGUGCUUGAGGUUAUGAAUGGAGAUGAUAACUGGAAGGAGCUAAUGAGUUCCAAGAACAUGCAGUACAGUGCCAAGGAUCUGGUGGAAGGAAAAGAAUAUAAGUACAGAGUCAAAGCAGUAAAUGACUCUGGUGACAGUCCGUACAAGGAGCUGGAUGUGGUGGCUAAAGACCAGAUCAUUCAUCCUGGAGUUGACUUGCGGGGCAUUCCCAAUCUGUGCUACAUUGCAAAGGAGGGAAGUAUAGUCCGCAUCAAGCUCCCACUCUACGGCAAACCUACUCCUAAAUGCUCCUGGAAGAAGGGCGAGGAUGAGGAUUUGACCGAUACUGGAAGAGUGUGUGCAGAAUCCACAGCAGUCAACACUACCCUCCUGAUCCGUGACUGCCAGAGGAGCGAUGCCUCUAAGUACACAGUCACACUGAAAAACAUUUCUGGAGUAAAGGAAUCCACCAUCUUCAUUAGGGUGGUUGGCAAACCAGGAAUGCCUGUCGCACCAAUGAAGUUUAAGGAUGUCACUGCAGAUGGGUGCACCCUGAGAUGGACUGCACCUAAGGAUGAUGGUGGAUCAGAGAUAACCAACUAUACUCUUGAGAAGAGGGAUUCUGUAACCAACAUGUGGGUUAGCAUUGCUACCGAUAUUGAAGCAGUUUCCAAUACUACCACCUUCAGAGUGACAGGUCUUCAUGAGGAGACGGAAUACAUCUUCAGAGUCUGUGCACAGAACAAGCAUGGUGCUAGUGAAGGACUCAAAUCUGAGCCUAUUGUUGCCAAGCAUCCAUUCAAUGUACCUGAGGCACCACCUGCACCUGUGAUCAUGAGUAUGCGUCAUGAUUCAUCAUUCUUGGCCUGGUCUGACCCAAGGAAGACCGGAGGCUCUCCAAUUACUGGCUACCAUGUUGAGUUCAAGGAGAGGAACAGCAUGCUGUGGAAGAGGUCAGGGGGAGCCAUUAAGAUGAAGGAACACAAGGUCACUGGCUUAACUGAAGGACUGGAAUAUGAAUUCAGAGUCAUGGCCACGAAUCUGGCCGGUGUUGGCAGAGCAAGUCCACCAACUGAGGCGCAUGUUGCCUUGGAUCCAAUUGAUGCCCCUGGAAAACCUGAUGUGAUCAGCAUCACAAGAAGUACUGUAACACUUCAGUGGACUGAGCCCAAGUACGAUGGUGGACACAGACUGACAGGCUACAUCGUGGAAAAACGUGAUUUGCCUUCCAAGAUCUGGCAAAAGGCUAACAAUGUGAAUGUUGUGGACACAGCAUACACUGUGAAAGAGCUGCAAGAGGGAUGCAAGUUUGAGUUCAGAAUCAGGGCAAAAAAUGCCGCUGGAGCAUUGAGCCCUCCCUCUGAACAAACAGAUACACUUGUGUGCAAGGAUGAAUACGAGGCACCAACCAUCACUAUUGAUUCCACUGUAAAGGAGGGACUCACAGUCAGAGCGGGUGACCACAUCAUCAUAACUGCAACAAGUAUUGUAGGCAAACCCCCACCAACAUCAGUGUGGUCUAAGGGUGGAAAAUACUUCAAGCCUUCAGAUAUCUGCCAGAUUGAGUCCACUGCAACGUCCUCGACAUUGACGGUCAAAUACGCCGGGAGAUCAGAUUCUGGAGAAUACACAAUUACAGCCAGCAAUCCAUUUGGUGUCACAGAAGAAGUUGUGAAAGUGAAGGUUUUGGAUGUACCCGCAGCUCCGGGUCCUAUUGAGGUCAGUGGAGUUUCGUCUGAGAAGGUCACACUGACAUGGACACCACCAGCUGAAGAUGGUGGAUGUCCAGUUAAAUAUUACACCCUGGAGAAGAGAGAAACAAGCCGCCUCCUUUGGACCAUUCUGUCAGAAAAAGUACUUGACUGCCACUAUAUUGCCAAGAAGCUAAUCCAGGGAAAUGAAUACAUCUUCCGUGUGAAGGCAGUUAAUCACUAUGGUCCUGGAGAAGCAGCAGUGUCUGGGCCAGCUAAGAUGGUGGACCAAUUUGGUCCCCCUGGUCCUCCAUCAAAACCAGAGAUUGAAGAGAUUGGAGGACACCAUGUCAAAAUCAACUGGAAAAGACCGAUUGAUGAUGGUGGUAGCGACAUCACAGGCUACAUGGUUGAAAAGAAAGAAAGAAAGGGCAUGAGAUGGGUUAGGGCAGCGAAGAAGUCCAUUGCUGAACUCUCAUAUGAAGUAACAGGACUCACAGAGAAAGUCGAAUAUGAAUUCAGGGUGGUUGCAGAGAACAAAGCAGGCUUCGGAGAGCCAAGUGAACCAUCAUUGUCUGUUACGACCAAAACUGUUAAAUAUGCACCUGGACCUCCAAUCAACCCAAGAAUUACAGAUACAACAAAGACUUCUGCAACAUUCUUCUGGGGGAAACCACUUGAAGAUGGUGGGCUUGAAGUCACAGGGUACUUUGUUGAGCAUAAAAAAGAUGGAGAAGAGGAAUGGUUCAAGGACACACCAACUGCUCCACUGAGAAUUACAGAAUUUGUUGUUCCUAACUUGAAAGUGGGAGCAAAAUACCACUUCAGAGUCAGUGCAAUGAAUGCAGAGGGAGUUGGUGAACCAGCUCAAACUGAAGAACUGGUUGAAAUUAUUGAACGUGAAGAAGAGCCAGACCUUGAACUGGAUGUUGAGCUGAGAAGAACCCUUGUUGUCAGGGCGGGAUGUUCCAUCCGCAUAUUUGUGCCCAUUAAGGGUCGCCCAGCUCCUGAAGUAGCUUGGACGAAGGGCGAAGACACACCACUCAAAGGACGUGCUAACAUUGACAGCACAGAGUCAUACACUAUGCUUGUCAUCCCUGACUGCACAAGAAAUGAUGCAGGAAGAUACAACUUGAUCCUUACGAAUGCUGCAGGAGAGAAGACUGCUCAUGUCAAUGUGAGAGUUCUGGAUUCACCUGGACCACCAAUUAAUCUGAAGCCAAAGCACAUUGACAAAGAGAGCAUCACUCUUCAAUGGGAACUGCCGCUUAUCGAUGGUGGUUCAAAGAUAACAAAUUAUAUAAUUGAAAAGAGAGAGUCAACACGCAAAGCAUAUUCCACCAUAAUAUCAGUGUGUCCAAAUAGCACAGUUAGAAUUCCUGAUCUAGCAGAAGGGUCAGAAUAUUACUUCAGAGUGUCGGCUGAAAAUGAGUACGGAAUUGGCGAGUCGGUUGAGACUACAGAUCCAAUUCGAGCAUCUCAAGCACCAACUCCCCCUGAGAGCGUUUAUGCUACAGAUGUCACCAAGACCUCUGUCAGUCUUGCAUGGACAAAGCCAAAACAUGACGGUGGUAGUAGAGUUACUGGAUAUGUCCUUGAAGCUCAAAAGAAGGGAGGAGACCAGUGGUCCCAUGUGACAACUGUCAAGACAAUGGACUUCAUAGUGAAGAACCUGAAUGAAAAUGAACAGUAUAUAUUCCGUGUCAUGGCUGUAAACCACUCUGGAAGAAGUGGUCCUUGUGACAGCAAGCCUGUUACUAUCAAGGAAACAAUAACAAUGCCAGAAUUUGACCUGCGUGGAAUAUGCCAGAAAAUUGUCAUUGCCAGGGCAGGAGAUGAGAUUAAAGUUGAGAUACCAGUUAUGGGACGUCCAAAACCAACUGUUUCAUGGACGAAAGAUGGUCAGCACCUCAAGAUAACCCCAAGAAUAAUCACUGAACGUACUGCAACCACAAGUAUCCUGAAUAUAACAGAAUGCAUAAGGAGUGACACAGGACAUUAUGGCAUGACAGGGAAGAACAUAGUUGGCUCAGUGACAGAUACCAUCAUAGUAAAAGUGCACGAUGUCCCUGGACCUCCAAAGGGACCAAUAAAAAUAGAUGAAAUCUCCCGUACCUAUGCUGUCAUCUCUUGGGGAACGCCUGAGAAUGAUGGAGGUGUACCAAUCAACAAUUACAUUGUUGAAUUAAGGGAAACUACAGGAACGUCAUGGAUAGAAUUGACAUCAUCGGUAAUCCGUACAAUAUUUAAAGCUACUCGUCUGAAGACUGGUGCGGAAUACCAGUUCAGAGUCAAAGCUAAAAACAGAUAUGGUGCUGGUCAACCAAUCAUCUCAGAGUCAGUGGUUGCUGCAUAUCCAUUCAAACCCCCUGGGCCACCUAGUACUCCAAAGGUUGUGGCCUUUACCAAAGACACAAUGACAAUUGGCUGGAAUGAACCUGUUUAUGAUGGUGGAAGUGAAGUCAUUGGAUAUCACAUUGAGAGAAAAGAGAGAAGCAGCAUCCUUUGGCAAAAGAUCAGCAAAUCCACGGUGAAAGAUAAUCAAUUCAAAUCAAGUGGACUGGAAGAUGGAGUUGCAUAUGAAUUCCGCGUCACUGCUGAAAACAUGGCGGGAAUUGGUAAACCAAGCAAGGCUUCAGAAGCAAUGCUAGCCCUUGAUCCAGUGGAUCCACCAGGUCAACCAGAGCCAAUCUUUGUUUCCAAGAAUAUAGUAACAAUUCAAUGGACAAAGCCUGAAUAUGAUGGUGGGUUCAAGAUUACUGGCUACGUAGUGGAAAAGAGAGACUUACCAGCUGGUCGUUGGAUGAGGGCCAACUUCACAAACAUCAUUGAGACCACUUUCACUGUAAGUGGGUUAACUCAGAAUGAGGCCUAUGAAUUCCGUGUACUUGCCAAAAAUGCAGCUGGUUCAGUAAGUGAACCAUCUGAGCCAUCGGAUCCCAUCACCUGCACAGAUGAUAUUGUGGAACCACGAAUCAUGGUUGAUGCCAAAUUCAAGGAUGUGAUUCUACUGAAAGCAGGGGAAAACUUCAAACUUGAGGCAGAUGUUGCAGGCCAACCACUACCAUCCAUGGUGUGGACCAAGGGUGGAAAGGACAUUGAAAAUACGAUGAAAUUGACAAUUAAAAUGACUGACUUAACAACAACUCUGAUUAACAAAGACUCGUUAAGAAGAGAUGGAGGUGAAUUUGUUCUGACUGCCACAAAUGUUGGAGGGUUUGCCAAGCAUAUCUUUAAUGUCAAAGUCCUUGACAGGCCAGGUCCACCUGGAGGACCCCUGGUGGUGUCAGAUAUCACAUCUGACAACUGUAUUUUGGAAUGGGCUCCACCCGCAGAUGAUGGUGGUGCAGAGAUUGACCAUUACGUGAUUGAAAAGCGUGAAUCAAGCAGGCUUGCAUGGACAAAUUCGGCCUCAGGCUUAACUGAUACCCAAUUUAAGGUGAACAAGUUACUCAAAGGAAAUGAGUACAUAUUCAGAGUAAUGGCAGUCAACAAAUAUGGAGUCGGAGAGCCUCUAGAAUCUGCUCCAACUAUUGCAAACAAUCCAUGGGUGCCAGCAGAUCCUCCAAAGGAUCCUGAAGUAACAAUAAUCACUAAGGAUUCAAUGAUUCUUAUGUGGAAGGCUCCUGAGUAUGAUGGUGGAACUCCAAUCACAAACUAUAAUAUUGAAAGGAAAGACAAGAUUGGUCUUCGCUGGGUUAAAUGCAACAAGAAGAAAGUAAAAGACUUGCAGUUCAAGGUAACUGGGCUUCUAGUAACACAUGAAUAUGAAUUCAGAAUUCUUGCAGAGAAUGCAGCUGGAUUAAGCUUACCAAGCAAUUCAAGUCCUUUCUACAAGGCUACUGACACCCUCUACGAACCAGGCCCUCCAGGAAACCCAAGAGUCGUGGACACAAACAAGUCGUCCAUUACGAUUGCAUGGAACAAGCCAAAUUAUGAUGGUGGUUCUGAAAUCACAGGAUACAUUGUGGAGACCUGCAUUCCUGGGGAGGAGGAAUGGACAAUUGUUACUCCGCCAGGAGGACUAAUGGGUACAUCGUUUACCCUUAUGAACUUAGAGGAGGACAAAGAGUACAUGAUACAAGUUUCUGCCGUAAACAGUGAGGGUAUUGGAGAGGAAGCAACUAUUCCUGGCACACCGAGAGCUCAAGACAGGCUGCUUCCACCGGAAUUUGACCUGGAUGCAGAGCUAAAGAAGGUUGUGAAUAUCAGAGCCUGUAACACAUUGAGACUUUUUGUACCUAUCAGAGGAAGACCAUCACCCGAGGCAAAAUGGACCAAAGAAGAUGGUGAACCUAUUACGAGAGCAACCAUUGAAAGCACAACUUCUUACACAUCACUGGUGGUGGAAAAUGUCAACCGAUUUGACAGUGGCAAGUACGUGCUCACAAUAGAAAACAGUUCUGGAUCCAAUACAGCUGCUGUGAAUGUCAGAGUGCUAGAUACCCCAGGUGCCCCGCAAAAUCUCAAGAUCAACAGCGUCACUAAAGAAUCUGUCACUCUUAUCUGGGAUGCUCCAGUAAAUGACGGUGGAGCAAAGAUUAAGAACUACAUUGUUGAAAAACGUGAAUCAACAAGGAAAGCAUAUGCCACUGUAAAUUCUAACUGUCAUAAGAACACCUGGAAAGUUGACCAGCUGCAGGAGGGGUGUAACUACUACUUCAGAGUUUUAGCUGAAAAUGAAUAUGGAAUUGGCCUACCAAUUGAAACCCGUGAAUCAGUUAAAGUUUCUGAAAAACCACAGCCUCCUGCCAAAAUCACCCUCGCCGAUGUUACCAAGACUAGUGCCACCCUGUCUUGGGAGAAACCAGAGCAUGACGGAGGAAGUAGAGUGGUAUGCUAUGUUAUUGAGAUGCUGAGCAAAGGUGCCGAGAAAUGGGUCCAGUCUUCCAUUGUCAAAACAUUAGAAGCAGUUGUCCCUGGACUGACACCAGGUGAAGAGUACAUGUUCCGUGUAGCAGCAAGAAAUGAAAAAGGAACAAGUGAUCCACGACAAAUUGGUGUGCCAGUGAUUGCUAAAGAUCUUGUGAUUGUCCCAUCAGCUAAAAUGUUAUUCAACACAUUCAGUGUUCUAGCAGGAGAGGAUUUGACAGUACAGAUUCCGUUUAUUGCUCGUCCCCGAGCAACUAUUUCAUUCAUAAAGGACAAUCUACCUAUGAAGCGUACCACCAGAGUUAACUUUGGAGGAUCAGAUAAACUGAUCAAUCUUCAAAUCAAAGAGGCAUGCAGAGAAGAUGUUGGUCAGUACCGAAUCAUACUCGCAAACACCGCUGGGGAUACAUCUUUAUACAUCUCAGUAGUUGUUCUUGACAAACCUGGACCACCAAAGGGCCCAAUUAAAGUUGAGGCUGUUACUACGGACAGUGUGCUUUUCUCCUGGACUCCUCCAGAGUAUGAUGGUGGUGCAACAAUCAACAGCUACCUUGUAGAAAAGAGAGACACGUCCACACAAACUUGGUUGGUCGUGUCUCCAAAUCAUGCAAGAACAACGAUUAAAGCUUCGAGGCUGAAAAACGGUUCAGAGUACCAGUUCAGGGUGACCGCUCAGAACAGGUAUGGAAAGGGCCCAUCUCUGACCUCAGGGUCUGUUGUUGCUGAGUAUCCAUUCAAAUUACCAGGCCCUCCAGGAACACCAUCUGUACAGUCUUCCACAAAGGAUAGCAUGGUAGUUGUGUGGAAUGAGCCUGUUAAUGAUGGUGGAAGCACUGUGCUGGGAUAUCAUCUUGAGCGCAAAGAGAGAAACAGUAUUCUCUGGGUGAAGCUCAAUAAGUCUCUCAUCCAGGAUACAUCUUACAAGACCACUGGUCUGGAACCAGGACAGGAAUAUGAAUUCAGAGUUUACGCUGAAAACAUUGUGGGAAUUGGAAAAGUUAGCAAACUUUCCGAAGGUCACAUUUCUAGGGAUCCUUGCGAUCCCCCCGGAGAUCCUGAGGCUACUAAGAUAACAAAGGAUUCUGUAACAAUCACAUGGACAAAGCCAGAGUAUGAUGGUGGUGCCAAUGUCACCGGCUAUAUUGUAGAGAAGAAAGAGUUGCCAGAGGGCCGCUGGAACAAAACCAACUUCACAAAUAUCAUUGAAACCGAGUAUGUGGCAACCAGCCUUGUGGAGAACCAGAAAUAUGAGUUCCGUGUUAUUGCAAGAAACGCAGCAGGUGUUUUCAGCCUUCCCUCAUACAGCACUGGACCAAUUACUGCUAAAGAUGAAAUCGACCCUCCACGUAUUAGCAUUGACCCACAGUUCACACAAACUGUUUAUGUUAAUGCUGGAGAUGGCUUCAAAAUCGAUGCCGAUGUUCAUGGUAGUCCAAUACCCGAAAUCCUCUGGAUGAAGAGUGGCCACGAGGCACCCCUUGCAAACACUAUCACAAGAGACAUAAAAAAUACAGACAGCACCACUUUGUUGACUGUCAAAGAGGCUAAACUUGAAGAUGGAGGCAAGUACACUUUACUUCUAAAAAAUCCAGGAGGCGAGAAGUCAGUGAAGAUCAAUGUGGUUGUUCUGGAUAAACCUGGGGCACCACAAGGUCCUAUCUCUGUCACUGGCAUCACAAAUGAUCAAUGUUGCCUUGCUUGGAAAUCCCCACUCUAUGAUGGUGGCAGUAAAAUCACUCAUUACAUUGUAGAAAGAAGGGAGACAAGCAGAUUAAUUUGGACUGUUGUUGAUAAUAAGUGUGAGUCAAAUUAUCUGAAGGUUACAAAACUCUUGGAGGGAAAUGAGUACAUUUUCAAAGUCCAGGCAGUAAACAAAUUUGGACUUAGUAUGGGUCUGGAAUCAAUUGCUGUGACUGUCAAAGACCCAUUCGUUCCCCCAGAUUCACCAAGUAGGUUGGAGGUCUCCGAUGUCAAAAAGGAUUCAAUGGUGAUUACCUGGGAGGCUCCUGGAUAUGAUGGUGGCAGUAAUAUUAUUGGAUACAUUAUUGAGAAGCACGAUAAGGAGGGUGUGAGAUGGACCAGAUGCAAUAGGAAGACCGUUACUGACUUAACCUACAAAGUCACCGGACUUAUGGAAAGUCAUAUUUAUGAAUUUAGAGUUCUGGCUGAGAAUGUCUCUGGAGUUGGAGAGCCAAGCUCCCCAACAGUUUUCUACAAGGCUUUGGAUCCAAUCUUCAGACCAGGUGCACCAAUUAAUCCUAAAGUAACUGACAUAAGCAAAACUUCAGUUUUCCUGUCAUGGGGCAAACCUAUAUAUGACGGAGGAUGUGAGAUUCAAGGAUACAUUGUGGAGAAAUGCGAAGUGCCAUCUCCUGCAUCUCUCACUAAGCAACCCAUCGUUGUGGAACCGGCCACUAAGGCACCAGCUGCUGAGGGAGAGGAAGCACCCGCUGAAGGAGCAGCUGAGGCAACACCUGCUGAGGCAACACCCGCCGAAGCAGCACCUGCACCUGCAGACGCAGCACCUUCCAAGGCAGAAACCGCAGAAAAAGGAAGUGCAGAAGGAGCUACAGAGGAAGAACCUGCUGAGGUGUGGACAAUCUGUACUCCACCAAGUGGCAUCAAACAAACAAGAUUUGAAGUUAGAAAAUUGGAGGAAAUGCAUUUGUACAAGUUCAGAGUUUGUGCUGUCAACAAGCUUGGUGUUGGAGACCAUUCAGAUGUCUCUGGAAUCAUUCUUGUCGAGGAGAGGAUUGAGGAACCAGAUCUGGACAUUGACCCAGACCUGAGAAAGGUUGUGAACAUUAAGGCUGGAUGUUCCCUCAGACUGUUCAUUCCUAUCAGAGGGCGACCUCAACCUGAAGUCAAAUGGGGAAAGGAUGAAGGUCCUAUUAAGGAGAAUGCACAAGUUGAAGUGACAAGUAGUUACACGUCCCUUGUGAUUGAUAAUGUCAACAGAUUUGACAGUGGAAAAUACACUGUUUCUGCAGAGAACGCCAGUGGUGAAAAAUCUGCUUUAAUUACCGUUAGAGUUCUUGACACACCUAGUGCCCCAGUCAAUCUCAAAGUGAAAGAUAUCACUGGUGAAUCAGUGACACUUACAUGGGAUGCCCCUGUGUUGGAUGGAGGAGCUAAAAUCAGAAACUAUAUUGUUGAGAAGCGGGAAAGCACCAGGAAAGCCUAUGCAGCUGUGGUGACAAACUGCCACAAAUUAUCAUACAAGGUUGAGAACCUUCAAGAGGGUUGCAAUUAUUAUUUCCGAGUCCUUGCUGAAAACGAACAUGGUGUUGGCUUGCCUACAGCAACCGUUGAUCCCAUCAAAGCCUCAGAAGUACCCCAAAUCCCACGAAAACUGAGUGUUGUUGACCAAACCAAGACAAGCAUCUCUCUUGCCUGGGAGAAGCCUGAGCAUGAUGGUGGAAGUAGAAUCAUUCAUUACCUGCUAGAGAUACAACCUAAAGGCUCUGAGAAAUGGUCAGGUGUUGCAACUGUCAGAGCAAUGGAGUCUGUUGUCAACAAUCUAAAUCCGGGUGAAGAAUAUAUUUUCAGAGUGUUUGCUAUCAAUGACAAAGGAAAGAGUGACCCAAGAGAACUUGCACUUCCAGUGACAGCAAAGGACCUUGUUAUCGAGCCUGAUGUUAGACCUGCAUUUAGCAAUUACAGUGUUCGGGUUGGUAAAGACUUCAAGGUUGAAAUCCCGAUCGCAGGACGUCCUAAACCAGCAGUUAAAUGGACAAAGGAUGGAUCAAUCCUACUCCACACCUCAAGGGUUAAAAUCUCUAACACACCAGAUAGCACAACUCUAAGUAUCACAGAGGCUACAGGAGAAGAUGGUGGAAUGUAUGGCAUUAAUGUUACUAAUGUAGUUGGGGAAAAGAACGCAACAAUUGAAAUCAUUGCUCUUGAUAAACCUGGCCCACCAAGUGGACCUGUAAAGUUUGAUGAAGUUACUAUUAACACUGCAACUAUUUCUUGGGGUCCACCAAAGCAUUCUGGUGGCUGCCAGAUUUCAAAUUACAUUGUUCAGAAAAGAGACACAACCACCACAACUUGGGAGAAUGUUGCUGCCUCCGUGGCAAGAACUACACUCAAGGUGCAAAGGCUGAAAACUGGGGCUGAAUAUCAAUUCAGAAUCAUUGCUCAAAAUCGAUAUGGCAAGAGUUACGGUUUGGACUCACAUCCUUUGACUAUAAAGUACCCUUACAAAGAACCUGGCCCACCCGGCACUCCAUUCAUUGCAUCUCUCUCCAAGGAAUAUAUGGUUGUGGAGUGGCAUGAACCAGUCGCAGAUGGAGGUAGUUCUGUUCUAGGCUAUCACCUUGAAAGGAAAGAGAGAAACAGCAUCCUCUGGACUAAGCUUAACAAAUCACUCGUUAAAGACACCAUUUACAAAACCGGUCCCUUAGAGGAGGCUGUUGAAUAUGAAUUCAGAGUUUAUGCUGAAAAUAUUGUUGGUAUUGGCAGAUGCAGCAAAAUCUCAGAGGGUUGUGUUGCACGUGAUCCUUGUGAUCCUCCUGGCACCCCAGAGGCUAUCAUUGUAAACAAAGAGUCCAUCACCAUUGAAUGGACAAAGCCAGAAUAUGAUGGAGGAAGUGUGAUUACUGGUUAUGUUGUUGAGAAACGUGACCUUCCAGAGGGACGCUGGAUGAAGGCAAACUUUACCAAUGUUAUUGAGACCAGGUUUACUGCUACUGGACUAACUGCUGAUGCACAGUAUGACUUCAGAGUCAUUGCUAAGAAUGCAGUUGGAACAUUCAGCAAGCCAUCUUAUAACAGUGGACCUAUAACAGCAAACGAUGAGGUGGAAGCACCAAGAUAUUCUAUUGAUCCUGCGUUCACCAAAACGAUCAUUAUCAAUGCAGGAGACACAUUCAAACUUGAUGCUGAUGUACAUGGAAAGCCAGUACCCACAAUCCAGUGGUUCAAGGAUGAUGUGGAAAUUGAAAAGAAUACAAUGAGAUUGGAGGUCAAAAAUACAGAAAGCGUCGCAAUGAUAGUUGUGAAGGAUUCUGUCAGAGUUGACGGUGGAAAUUACAAACUUGUCCUGACAAAUGUUGCUGGAUCAGAGUCAGUUCCAUUCAAGGUGAAUGUACUAGACAGACCAGGACCACCUGUAGGUUCCCUCCAUGUCACUGGAGUCGCUUGUGACAAAUGUACUCUGUCAUGGCGUGCUCCACUACAUGAUGGAGGCAGCAACAUCACACACUACCUCAUUGAGAGGCGUGAAACCAGUCGUCUUGCUUGGACUAUGGUUUCUAACAGCUGUGAGACCACAGUGUAUAAAGUAACUAGUCUCCUGGAGGGCAAUGAGUAUAUUUUCCGUGUCAUGGCUAUCAACAGUUAUGGCAUUGGUGAACAUGUGGAGUCUUCAGCAGUAAUAAUGAAAAAUCCAUUUGUUGUCCCUGGUGCACCACAUGUUAAUGAUGUAACGAACAUUGCCCGGGAUUCCAUGACUGUCUGCUAUUCUGCACCAGAGACUGAUGGGGGAAGUAACAUUACUACUUACAUCAUUGAGAAGAAAGACAGAGCUGGAGUUAAAUGGACCAAAUGCAACAGGCAAAAGGUCACAGACCUAUCUUUCAGAGUAACAGGUCUGACAUCAGAUCAUGAAUAUGAGUUUAGAGUAUCUGCUGAAAAUGCAGCCGGUGUUGGUGAGCCAAGUCUACCAACAUCAUACUUUAAGGCCAGUGAUCCCAAGUACAAACCUGGGGCACCCACACAUGCACAUGUGAUUGAUACCACAAAGAGCUCAAUCACAGUCGCAUGGGGAAAGCCUCUCAAUGACGGUGGCAGUCCUAUCCAGGGAUACAUUGUAGAGAUUUGCAAAGCUGAGGAGGAGGAAUGGACAAUGUGCACACCACCAACAGGCCUGCGGGUCAAUAAAUUUGAAAUCACAAAACUUACUGAGGGUCAGGAAUAUCACAUCCAGGUCUGUGCUAUCAAUAAACUGGGUGUUGGUGAACUAGCUGCUGUAUCUGGAACAUCUAAACCAGAGGAGAAGGUAGAGGAUCCAGAAAUUCAACUGGACUCGGAAUUGAGGAAAGGAAUUGUGGUGCGUGCUGGAGGAUCUGUGAGAAUCAAUGUACCAUUCAAAGGCAGACCAACGCCAGAGAUUAAGUGGUGUAAGCUGAAGAAGGUUGAAGAAGUGGAAGAAGAACGAGAAUUGCAAGAGAAAGCAGUGGUUGAUAAAGGUCUCAACUAUACUCAGCUUUCCAUUGACUCUUGUGACAGAAGUGAUUCUGGAAAGUACAAUGUGACUGUGAAGAACAGCAGUGGUACCGUUUCUGAAUUUGUAACUGUGAAAGUGCUAGAUACACCAGGUGCCCCUCUGAAUCUCAAACUGACAGAGAUCAAGAAAGACUCCAUAACUCUUGUUUGGGAUGCCCCUCUUACUGAUGGCGGAGCGAAAAUCAAGAAUUAUGUUGUUGACAAACGUGAAUCAAUCAGGAAAGCUUUUGCAAAUGUAACAACCAAGGUCAACAAAACAACCUACAAGGUUGAAAACCUUGUUGAGGGGGCUAUGUAUUACUUCAGAGUUAUGGCUGAGAAUGAAUAUGGAGUUGGAUCGUCGACUGAAACAAAGCUUGCAACAAAGGCCUCUGAGGUGCCUCUACCAGUCGGAAAGAUCUUCUUGACUGAUGUUACUAAAGUCAGCGCAUCGUUCAGAUGGGAAAAACCAGAGCAUGAUGGUGGAAGCAGAAUUACUGGUUACCUAGUUGAGAUGCAGCAAAAGGGAGGGGACAAAUGGGGUGUUGCAACAUCCACAAAGGGUGAUUGUCAUGGCACAGUCACUGGACUUACUGCUGGACAGGAGUAUCUGAUCCGUAUCGUAGCUUACAAUGAGAAGGGAAAGAGUGAGCCUAAAGCACUGGCUAUGCCAGUUGUUGCUAAUGACAUGACUAUUGAACCAAGCUUAAAACUCAUGUUCAACACCUACACCGUCAAAGCUGGUGACGAUCUGAUAGUAGAAAUCCCAGUGUUUGGUAGGCCGAAACCCCAAAUUGUUUGGAAGAAAGAGGGUCUGCCAUUGAAAAUGACAACAAGAGUGAAUGUGAUAAACACAGCAACAACUGCUACCAUUAAAAUUACUGAGGCAUGUAAGGACGACUUUGGAAAGUAUACCAUUAUGGCAACUAACACAGCUGGCUUAUUCUCUGAAGACAUAGGAAUCACAAUCCUUGACAAACCUGGUCCUCCAACCGGACCCAUUAAAGUCCUUGAAGUAAGCAAUAACUCUGUCAGUCUUUCAUGGGGAGCCCCGGAGUACACAGGCGGAUGUCAAGUAAAGCAUUACAAUGUGGAAAGACGAGAUACAACACAAACAGCAUGGCAAAGUGUGAAUGCACAGCUAGCUAGAACAGCUAUCAAAAUAACCAAGCUGAAAACGGGCGCAGAGUAUUGUUUCAGAAUCUGUGCUGAGAAUAGAUAUGGAAAGGGCGCUCCUUUGGACACAAAAUCAAUUGUGGUGCAAUAUCCAUACAAAUCCCCAGGACCACCUGGAACUCCAUACAUCAAAUCUGCAACAAAGGAUCAAAUGAUUAUUGAAUGGAAUGAGCCAGUCAAUGAUGGUGGUAGUACGGUUAUUGGAUACCAUCUUGAAUCUAAAGAAAGAACCAGCAUUAUGUGGACGAAACUCAACAAAGCCCUCAUCGCUGAUACCUCUUUCAAGAUAUGUAAUCUUGAGGAGGACAUUGGAUAUGAAUACAGGGUCUAUGCUGAAAACAUUGUUGGCAUUGGCAGAGCAUCCAAAAUAUCAGAAUCAUUCGUUGCUCGAGAUCCAGUUGAUCUACCAGGUACCCCUGAGGCUACUGUUAUCUCCAAGAAUCACAUUGUGAUUCAAUGGACUAAGCCACUGUAUGAUGGAGGCAGUAAGAUCACUGGAUAUAUUGUGGAGCGGAGAGAUCUAGCCAACAUUGAGGGUCGCUGGAUGAGAGCCAACUUCACAAAUGUCAUUGAGACAGAAUUUGCCAUCUCUGGCUUGACAGAAAAUGAAAAAUAUGAGUUCAGAGUGAUUGCAAGAAAUGCCGCUGGUAUUUUCAGUGAGCCUUCUGACAGCACUGGACCCAUUACUGCCACAGAUGAGAUUGAAGCACCAAGAGCCUCAAUGGAUCCUAAAUACAAGGAUGUCAUUGUUGUUAAUGCUGGGGACAACUUAGUUUUGGAUGCUGACAUCUAUGGCAAACCCGCUCCUGAGGUCUUAUGGUUGAAGGAAGGAAAGCAAAUGGACAAAGCUCUUCGAAUUGAAGUGAAAACUACACAGAAACGUGCAGCUAUGCAUAUCAAGGACUGCACAAGGUUAGAUAGUGGAAACUAUGACCUCAGUCUCACCAAUAUCGGUGGGGUAAAGACAAUCCCAAUCACUGUGAAGGUCCUUGAUAAACCAGGUGCACCCACUGGACCACUGAGAGUCACUGGACUGACUGCCGACAGAUGCUUCCUAUCUUGGACUGAUCCCUCUCUGGAUGGUGGUGCAGCUAUAAGUCACUAUAUUCUGGAAAAGAGAGAGACCAGUCGGUUAUCCUGGACUGUGGUUAACGCAAAUAUUCAAGCUACAAAUUUCAAAGUGAUCAACCUACUGGAAUUGAAUGAAUAUAUCUUCAGGGUUAGGGCUGUGAACAAAUAUGGCAUUGGUGAUACUUUGGAGUGUGAGGCAGUAACCGCACGCAAUCCAUACAAGCCUCCAAGUGCACCCGGAACACCUGAAGCAAGUAAAAUAACAAAGGAUUCUAUGGUCCUAUCAUGGUCAAAGCCAGAGAACAAUGGUGGAGCAGAAAUCGACUGCUACCAUCUUGAGAAACGUGACAAGGAUGGUGUAAGGUGGACCAAAUGCAACCGGCAGCCAUUGACUGAUCUACACUUCAAAGUCACUGGGCUUUUGGAUGGUCAUUUCUAUGAAUAUCGUGUUUCUGCAGAGAAUGAAGCUGGAGUGGGAGAUCUGAGCGAACUCUCCCUGUUCUACAGAGCAUGCAAUGCUACAACAGCACCUGGACCACCACACCAUCCUAAGGUGACAGAUCACACCAGCUCGACUGUGUCCUUGACUUGGGGCAAACCCGCUUCUGACGGUGGAGCAUAUAUCAAAGGGUACAUUGUUGAAAUGAGAGAGGUGACAGAUGAGGAGAGGAAAGCAAUGGAAGAGGAAAAGAAAAGGAAAGAAGCAGCAGCAGCAGAAGAAGAGUAUUCGGAAGAAGAGGAGGAAGUGGAAACAGCAGCAGUAGAAGAGGUGAAAGAACCUGCUAAGGAGUAUGAAUGGACCAUAUGUACACCUCCAACUGGCAUCCAGGCGACACACCUCACUAUUAAGGACUUGAAGGCAGGACUAGAAUACAAAUUCCGCGUCUGUGCUAUCAAUUCAGAGGGAGUUGGUGAGCCUGCAGAUAUACAUGGCACUGUGAUUGCUGCAGAAAGAGUUGAGGCACCAGAGAUUGAACUGGAUGCCAACCUCAGGAAGGUUGUCUCUGUCCGUGCAGGUGGAUCUCUGCGUCUGUUUGUCACAAUCAGAGGAAGACCUGAACCUGAAGUUAAAUGGGCAAAGUUGGACGGCGAGCUGACAGAACGUGUCAUGAUAGAAUCCACAAGCUCAUAUACUAUGCUUGUAAUUGACAAUGUAAACCGAUUCGACAGUGGCAAAUACACAUUGAACCUUGAGAAUAACACUGGUGAAAAAUCUGCACUUAUCAACGUCAGAGUGUUGGACACACCAAGUGCUCCACAGGCCUUUGCAGUCAAAGAUAUCAAAAAAGAUUCUGUAAAUCUUGUUUGGGAAACACCACUCACAGACGGUGGAUCAAAAAUAACCAAUUACAUUGUGGAGAAGCGAGAAUCCACCAGAAAGGCUUACACUGCCGUGACAACUAACUGCUUAACUAAUUCCUUCAAGAUUGAUGAGUUGCCAGAGGGAUGCAUUUUCUACUUCCGUGUAUGUGCUGUAAAUGAGUAUGGCAUUGGGUUGAUGGCUGAAACCAAAAACCCAAUUAAAGUUUCUGAAGUGCCUAUGCCACCACGAAAUGUCAGAGUUACAGAUCUCACGAAAAACAGUGUAUCACUUGCCUGGGAAAAGCCAACUCAUGAUGGUGGAAGCAAAGUAAUGUGCUACAACGUUGAGGUGCAAGGUAAGGAUGACAAGGGUACCCAGAAGUGGAAUCCUUCAUGCACAGUCAAAAUCCUGGAAACAACUAUUGCAAACCUAGUAGCAGGUGACGCAUAUUCAUUCAGAGUCAUUGCAAUCAAUGAGAAGGGAAAGAGUGUACCAAAGGAACUUGGUCUACCUGUGACAACAAAAGAUAUUGCUAUUGAACCCUCAAUUGAGGUGUUAUUCAACACUUACAGUGUGAAGGCUGGAGGUGAUCUUACAGUUGAAAUCCCAGUUAGGGGCCGACCUAAACCUGUUAUUGCAUGGAAACAUCAUGGCCUUCCUUUGAAGCAAACAAGCUCAUUGACAAUUCUGAAUACCAAGACCUCAUCCAAAAUUAUUAUAAAGGAGGCGGGCAGAGAACAUGUCGGAAAAUAUGAAAUCACUGCCGCAAACCCAGGUGGAUUGAAAAUAGCAGAGAUUGGAAUUAUUGUCCUUGACAAACCUGGUCCACCAACUGCUAUCAAACCAACUGCUGUAACUUCAGACAGUAUUUCAUUGUCAUGGGCUCCACCAGAGUAUGAUGGUGGUUGCUGCAUCAACAACUACAUUGUAGAGAAGAGAGAUACAAACGCAACAGAUUGGCAAAUGGUCUCAGCAAAUGUUGCAACAACAGCAAUUAAAGCCUCCCGAUUGACAAAGGGUGCUGAAUACCAGUUCCGUAUCUAUGCUGUAAAUCGUUAUGGAAAGAGUCAACAUACAGAUUCCCGUGGAAUUACAGCCCAGUAUAACUUCAAGCUACCUGGCCCACCAUCGACUCCUAAAGUGGUACAUGCAACCAAGAUUUACAUGCUUGUCACAUGGAAUGAGCCAGUCAACGACGGAGGCAGCACAGUUCUUGGAUAUCAUUUGGAGCGAAAGGAGAGAACCAGCAUCAUCUGGAACAAGAUGAACAGAGGUCUCAUCAAAGAUACAGAAUACAAAGUGACUGGCAUUGAAGAGGGCAUGGGGUAUGAAUACCGCGUUUAUGCUGAAAACAUUGCUGGAAUUGGAAAAUGCAGCAAAGCUAGUGAGGCUGUUUCUGCAAGAGAUCCAUGCGAUCCCCCUGGCGAGCCAACUGUGACAGCUAUCACAAGAACAUCGGUAUCCCUCGCUUGGACGAAGCCAGAGUACGAUGGUGGAGCCAAGGUUACUGGUUACAUUAUUGAACGCAGAGAUCUCCCAGAAGGCCGCUGGAUGAGGUGUAACUUCACCAACGUGGUGGAAACCUACUAUGACGUCACAGGCCUUACCAAGGACCAGCAGUAUGACUUCCGUGUCAUUGCAAAGAAUGCUGCUGGAUGCUUCAGUGACCCAUCUGAUUCCACUGGUUCAAUCACAGUCAAGGAUGAUGUGGAUCCACCACGUAUCAUGAUGGACGUGAAGUACAGAGCUGUUGUAGUUGUAAAAGCCGGAGAUGUUCUUAAAAUCAAUGCAGAUAUCGCUGGUCGUCCACUGCCAGUAGCAUCAUGGAAAAAAGAUGGCAAAGAGAUCGAGCUCAGGGCCAGAAUUCAGAUUCUUGCAACAGAUACCAGCACCUCAGUAAUUGUGAAGGACUGCAUAAGGCGUGAUUCUGGACAAUAUACUUUGACUCUGCAAAAUGUUGCCGGAACAGUAUCUACACCAGUGGACGUUGUGAUCCUGGAUAAGCCAGGACCUCCCGCUGGCCCCCUGGCGACUACAGGCAUUACAGCAGAAGAUGUCACCUUAGCAUGGGGUCCUCCUCAAGAAGCAGGCGGCGCAGAUAUCACACACUACGUUGUUGAGAAACGUGAAACAAGCCGUCUUGCUUGGACAGUGGUGAAUGCAGAUCUGAACAAGACACAUUUCAAGGUCACAAAUCUCCUCAAGGGUAAUGAAUACAUCUUCAGGGUCAUGGCCGUCAAUAAGUAUGGACUUGGCGAAACUCUUGAGAGUGAGGUUGUCAAAGUGGCUGAUCCAUUCACAAAACCAUCUGCUCCCACAAAUUGUGAGAUCACGGAGGUAUCCAGUGAGGAGAUGAAACUUGUCUGGCAGAAACCUGUUUCAGAUGGAGGCAGUGAAAUUACUGGAUAUGUAAUUGAAAGGCGCGACACGGCAGGUAUACUCUGGGUCCGUGUGAACAGAGAGCUUGUGACUGAAUUGACAACCACAGCAACUAAACUACGAAAAGGAUAUGAAUAUGUGUUCCGCGUGUUUGCUGAAAACGCUGCUGGUUUGAGUCCUCCAAGUGAAGCAUGCCCAUCGUUUAGGGCUGAAGAUGAACAGGUCGAGCCAGACCCACCAAGUAAACCAAAGGUUGUUGAUUCAACCAAGAGUUCAAUCUCCAUCAUUUGGAACAAGCCACUAGAAGAUGGUGGAGCUCCAAUCCUUGGAUACUGUGUGGAGUAUAAGAAACUUAAGGACGAGGAAUGGACAGUGGCCAUUCAGAACAUAAAGAGCAUGGAGUUCACCGUCUCUGGACUUACAGCAGAUGAAGAAUAUGAGUUUGCUGUUAAGGCAAUAAACAAGAUUGGUGAAAGUGAGCAAAGUCCAAUUUCUGAGCCUAUCGCAGCAAUGGAUAGAACUGUGGAGCCUAUGUUUGAUGUUGACAUAGAAAUGCGCAAGACAUUGAUUGUCAAGCAUGGCAACGCAUUCACUCUGACUGUACCUUAUAAGGGAAAACCUGCACCAUCAGUAGAAUGGAGCAAGGAGGAAGUAGACCUCAAGGCAAGAGCAACCAUUGAAACAAAUCACAGCUGCACUUCACUAACAAUUGAAACGGCAACAAGAAAUGACUCUGGACAGUACAAUGUAACAUUAGAGAAUGGCAUUGGAGACCCAGUAACAUUACCAAUAGUUGUAAAGGUUCUUGACUCUCCUGGACCACCACUUAAUGUAGUUGUUAAGGAUGUCACCAAAGACACUGCUACCGUUACAUGGGCAGCUCCAGAAAAUGAUGGAGGUGAUGCUGUGAAGGCCUACCAUGUUGAGAAACGUGAAGCCAGCAAAAAGGCAUGGGUGGGUGUGACCAACAACUGCCACGCGUUGUCCUACAAAGUGGAAGAUUUACAAGAGGGAGCCUUCUAUUACUUCAGAGUCAUGGGAGAAAACGAAUUUGGAGUGGGUGUUGCUGCUAUCCCCAAGAAUGGAACAAAGAUUACAGAAAAACCAAGUCCACCUCAAAAGCUUGGGGCUAUUGCAGUAACCAAGGACAGUGUUACAAUCGGAUGGAUUAGACCAGAACACGAUGGUGGAAGCAGAGUAACUCAGUACUUCAUUGAAGCACUUGAGAAAGGACAACCCAAAUGGUCGAAGGUUACUCUUGUGAACACAACUUCCUUCCAAAUCAAAAACUUGAAGGAAAAUGCUGAAUACUUCUUUAGAGUUAGUGCUCAGAAUCAUGCUGGACUCGGCGAACCCAAAGAGAUGAUCGUUCCUGUUGUAGUGAAAGAUCAACUGGAGGCCCCAGAUUUUGACAUGAAAAACUACCCCAGCAAUACUGUCUAUGUGAGAUCAGGAUCAAAUCUGACCUUUGAGCUUCCUAUGACCAGCAAACCUUUGGCAAAGGUUAUUCUGUCAAGAAACACUGUUAUUCUGAAACCGUCCAAGAGAUUGGUCACUCAAGUUACUGCUGAAAGCCUGAUCAUCAAACUGAAUGAGAGCAUUGCAAGUGAUGCUGGCAGAUAUGACAUCAGCGCCUCCAAUACAAGUGGUAUCACCAAGAUGUUCAUCAACAUCGUUGUGUUGGAUAGACCUGGUCCUCCAACUGGUCCUAUUGAGGUUGGCGAAGUGACUGAAUCCACAGUGGCUCUCAAAUGGGCUCCUCCUGUGUAUGAUGGUGGCAGCCCAGUUACCAACUACGUUGUACUGAGACGUGAAACAAGCACACCUGCUUGGACUGAAGUGUCUUCUCAGGUUGCGAGAAGUGCCAUAAAGGCCGGCAAGCUUACCAAAGGAGAGGAAUAUCAGUUCAGAAUCAAGGCAGAGAAUCGCUUUGGUAUCAGUGACCACAUUGACACGCCACCAAUCACAGUGAAACUUCCAUACACAUUCCCUGGUCCUCCAUCAACACCAUGGGUAACCAUGGUUUCAAGAGAGAGCAUUACAGUCAAUUGGAACGAGCCUGUCACAGAUGGAGGAAACACUGUCACGGGCUACCACCUGCAGAUGAAAGAGAGAAGCAGUAUUCUGUGGCAAAAGGUCAACAAAGUAGCAAUCAUUGGAACACAGCUGAGAGUAACAAACAUCUGCCCUGGCCUCAUCUACGAAUUCAAGGUGAUAGCAGAAAAUGCAGCUGGUAUUGGAAAAAUCAGCAAAACAUCAGAAGAGGUGCUCGCCAUUGAUAACUGCGAGCCCCCGGCAGCUGUAAGAGUCUCCGAGAUCACAAAGAACUCCAUCAGUCUGGCCUGGGUUAGGCCGCCUUAUGAUGGUGGCAGCAAGAUCAUUGGAUACAUGGUGGAGAGGAAGGACUGCCCAGAAGGCAGAUGGACAAGGGCAAACUUCACUAACGUGAUUGAGAUGAACUUCACAAUGUCAGGCUUGACCCAGAAUGAAUCCUAUGAGUUCAGAGUUUACGCAAAGAACGCAAUCGGUUCUAUCAGCAAUCCAUCUGAUGUCGUCGGUCCAAUCACUUGUGUCGAUUCAUGUGGUGCCCCUGCGAUCGAUCUUCCUCCAGAGUAUUUAGAUGUUGUGAAAUACAAAGCUGGAUCCAUGGUUAAGAUCAGAGUGGGGAUUCUUGCUAAGCCUCUGCCAACAAUUGAGUGGUACAAGGAUGGAAAAGAAAUGGUGUCAAGCACUACACUCUCCAUCGAGAGCACUACUGAUUCCUCUAGUCUUCUCAUCAAGGACGCAACUCGUAGCCACACUGGCACAUAUGAAAUAAAGAUCAAAAACGCUCUGGGUUCGGCAUCUGCCACCAUCAGGAUAGAAGUUCUAGACAAACCUGGACCACCUCCUGGCUUGAUUCAGUUUAUGCUAGUCACAGCAGACAAGAUCAUUCUUAAGUGGGAGCCAAUCACUGAUGAGGGUGGUGCUAAGGUCAGCCAUUACGUUGUGGAGAAACGUGAAACUAGCAGAGUGGUAUGGUCUACCGUGUCUGAGAGACUAGAAGAGUGCUACAUAGGUGUCAUGAAGUUGGUACGAGGAAAUGAGUACAUUUUCCGUGUGAGGGGUGUCAACAAGUUCGGAAAUGGAGAGCCCUUGGACUCUGAGCCUGUUGUUGCCAAAAAUUUAUUUGUUACCCCAGGACAGCCUGCCACACCAGAGGUAACAACUACAACCAAAUCAACAAUGGUAGUUGUAUGGGACAAACCAGGUGUGGAUGGCGGUAGUCAAGUAACUGGCUACUACCUUGAGAGACGUGACAAGAAGAGCCUUCGCUGGAUAAAGGUCUUGAAAGAUCCGAUUAACAACAACACUACGACUAUCUUUAACCUAACAGAAGGCAAUGAAUAUCAAUACCGUGUGUGUGCCAUCAACAAAGCCGGAGAGGGCCCCUUCUCAGAUGUGUCUGACUACUACAAAGCAGCUGAUCCAGUUGAACCACCAUAUGAACCUACCAAGCUCAAAGUGGUUGACUCAACCAAGACAUCUAUCACCCUUGGAUGGGCCAAGCCAGAGUGGGAUGGAGGCAGUGAGAUCCUCAGCUACGUUGUUGAACAGCUGACGGACGUGGAGGGUCUACGACGCAAACCACCCAAAGAAGAAUCAUCUGAAUCAGAAGGAGAAGAAGAGGAGGAAGAAGAAGCAGACAAUGGAGAAUGGGUUGUAAUCAGCCAGAAGGGAGAAGUGAGGACAGCAGAGUACGUUGUGUCCGGCCUAACACCAGAUGUUGACUACUACUUCCGUGUAUCUGCAGUCAACAUCGCAGGGCGUGGAGAGGCCAUUAAGAUGAAAGAGCCUGUUCAUGCUAAGGAUAUUCUGGAGGAAGCUAUCUUCGAUCCAGAUGUUGCCAUGAGAACACACUACAUCGUAAAAGCCAAGCAGGAUGUGGAGAUCACAGUGCCCCUCAAGGGCAGACCUGCACCUAGUGCUACUUGGAUGUUCGGAGACGAGAACAUCGACAAUAAUAAAAAAUAUGAAAUCCACCACUCAGAUACUACAUCAACCCUUGUUAUUCCAGAAGUCAGCCGUAAUGACACUGGUAGGUACACUGUGAAGAUUGAAAAUGGUGUAGGAGAGCCAAAGUCAACGACACUGUCUGUGAAGGUUCAAGACUCACCAGCUGUCUGCACGAACCUGGUAUUGAAGGAUGUCACUCGUGGUAAAGUAACCAUGUGCUGGGAAGAACCUGAACUUGAUGGUGGUGCUGAUAUUACAAAUUACAUCAUUGAAAAGAGAGACUCAUCCAAGAGAUCCUACUCUAGUGUGACAACCAAAUGCACAGAACAAUUCUAUACCAUUGAAGAUCUCUCGGAGAAAACAUCCUUCUUCUUCCGUGUAUCAGCAGAGAAUGAAUUUGGAAUAAGUGAUCCUUGCAGCACAGUUGAACCAGUAAAAGCUACAGAGACUCCUGGUCCAGUCAAAGAAGUUGCUAUGAAGGAUGCCUCAAAGACCUCUGUAACACUGCAGUGGGUGAAGCCUGAUUAUGAUGGUGGAAGCAUCAUAUCUGACUACGUCAUUGAGAAGAGACUCAAGGAUGAAGAGGACUGGGCAGCUGCCGGCUGCAGCAAACAAUGUGAACACGAAGUACCAAAACUCAAAGAAACCUCACAAAUGAAUUUCAGAGUUGCCGCCAGAAAUGAAAAGGGGAAGGGUGACUUCACUGAAAUUGGACCAAUUGAAGUGAAGGACUUUGUCAUCCCACCAGAGGCCAACCUGGAUGAGUAUCCAGGUGGGGAAAUCAGUGUCCGUGUGGGCCAUAAUGUACACAUUGAGUUGCCCUAUAAGGGUAAACCCAAACCUGCCACGUAUUGGCUUAAGGACAAUAUGCCACUGAAGGAGAGCGAACUAGUACGCUUCAGGAAAACAGACAGCAAAGUUGUUCUCAUGAUCAAGAAUGUGAGACCAGAGCAUGGUGGGAAAUAUACACUUACUCUUGAUAACAGGGUGUACAGGAAAUCCUUCAACGUUUUUGUCAUAACUCGCGGACCACCAUCAAAGCCUGUCGCACCCAUCAACUUUGAUGAGGUCAGAGCAGACAGUGUCACAAUAUCCUGGGAGGAGCCAAAUGAUUACGGAGGUGGAGAAAUCACUUGCUACUCUGUAGAGAAGCGCGACACAUCUCAGAAUGACUGGAAGAUGGCAUGCUCUAGUGUCACUGACACAACAUUCAAGGUGCCCAACUUGAUCAAGGGAAUAGGGUACCAGUUCAGAGUGCGUGCUGAGAACAUAUAUGGAGUCAGUGAGCCACUGGUGUCACCAAGCGUUGUCGCUAAACAUCAGUUCAGGCCUGCAGGUCCACCAGGAAAGCCUGUUGUGUACAACGUCACCAACGACGGAAUGACCAUUCAGUGGGAGCUGCCCGUCUUCAAUGGUGGCUGUCCAGUCAAGGGCUACCAUGUUGAGAAGAAGGAGAAGAACAGUGUCAUGUGGCAGAAGGUCAACACUGUGGCUAUCCCUGGAACAGACUAUAGAAUCCUUGGCCUUAUUGAAGGACUGGAAUAUCAAUUCAGAGUCUACGCUCAGAAUGAUGCCGGAUUCAGCCGCAAGAGUGACGAAAGCAACACCACCAUGGCAGUUUCUCCAGUUGAUCCACCUGGUCAACCUGACUACACUGAUGUGACCAGCAAUUCUGUUGCACUGAAAUGGGAUGCACCCAAACGUGAUGGAGGCAGCAAGAUUGUGGCUUACAAUGUUGAAAAACGCCAAGGACAGGGCCGCUGGCUGAAGAGCAACUUCACUGAUGUCCACGACACCCAGUUUACUGUCACUGGUCUUGCUUGCAAUGAACGCUAUGAGUUCAGAAUUAUUGCAAGAAAUGCUAUUGGCGUAGUGAGUCCCCCAUCUAACUCAUCUGGACACAUCGUGGUCAGAGAUGAAAGUGCUUCUCCAAACAUUGAGUUUGGCCCGGAGUAUUUUGAGGGACUCACAAUCAAGGCAGGAGACAAUAUGAGACUAAAGGUAUCGAUCAGUGGACGACCACAGCCCAAGGUUGUGUGGUUCAGAGACGGCGUGCAAAUCACCAAGUCGAUGAUGGACACCACCACAGUUGCUGGAUCAAGCAUGCUCUUUGUACGUGAUGCUGACCGCAGUCACAAAGGAACUUACACAGUGGAAGCCACCAAUAGCCAAGGAACCAAGAAGGAGGCCAUCAUUGUCCAAGUCCAUGAUACUCCUGGAGAGCCGGUGGGACCUAUCAUUUUCAGUGAUAUCUCUGAAGGAAAAGUGACCCUCACAUGGAAUCCACCGGAGAACGACGGCUGCUCUGACAUCUCUCACUACAUUGUUGAGAAGCGUGAGACCUCUAAGAUCUCAUGGGCACUUGUCUCGGAUUGCUGUAAAGAAACAGUAUACCACGCCACCAAGCUGAUGAAGACCAAUGAGUACCAGUUCCGUGUUUCUGCUGUCAACAGGUUUGGUACCGGCCGACCAUUGGAUUCAAGUCCCAUCAUUGCACAAAUGCAAUACACUACUCCUGAUGCACCUGGCACACCUGAUUCCACUGCAGUUUCUGGAGACAGUAUCACACUGGCAUGGGAAGCAUCCACAUCUGAUGGAGGCAAUCCUAUUCAGUACUACAUUGUUGAAAAACGUGAGAAGAAGACUGUCCGCUGGGACAAGGUGAGGUCAAAGAAGCCCAUUGUGGAGCCUGCUCACCGGGUGGAUCAUCUCACUGAAGAUAUGGAGUAUGAGUUCCGUGUGAUGGCAGUAAACAACGCCGGUAUUGGAGCACCCAGUAACAUCUCAAUGGCCAUUAAAGCCAGUGAGCCAAAAGAUAUUGCAUGCGCUUCAUCUGUGGUUCAUGUAACCGACUCUACAGAUACAACUAUCAGUUUGGAAUGGACAAAGCCUAAAGACGAUGGUGGCAGUUCCAUCCAUGGAUACGUCAUUGAGUUGCACAAGGUAUCUAAGGAAGAACUAAAAGAAAUACUUGCUAAACCUAAGAAGGUGGUAGACAGCUCAGAAGAGGAGGAGGAGGAGGAGGAGGAGGAAGAGAAAGAAGAGGAUACCAGAGAAUGGAUCAGAAUCAAUGAGGAUCUGGUCAAUGAUACAAAAUACAUUGCAACUGGUUUGGAAACUGGUUCAUACUACCUGCUUCGUGUUUCUGCCCAGAAUAGUAUUGGAAAAGGAGAGGAGCAAGAGAUUCCUGAGCCAGUACAGGCUGUGGACAGACACGUAAAACCUGACGUUGAUAUUGACGCUACCUUCAAACAUACACACAUUGUGAAGAAGGCAGGCACCGUCUGUCUCCAUAUCGCCUACAAAGGAAAACCAAUUCCUUCAGUUAAAUGGAGUAAAGAAGAUGAAGAAGAACUUGGUGUCAUGACAGAUAUUACUACUACAGAGACCUACACUGCUCUGACGAUAGAAAAGUGUACCAGAUACAAUUCUGGAAGAUACACUCUUACUCUGGAGAACAGCAGUGGCGUAAGGGAAGUUGAUUUCAUUGUAAAGGUGUUGGAUACACCUGGACCUCCAGGACCUAUUGCCUUUGCAGAAGUGUCCAGAGGAGCACUGACACUGGUUUGGGAACCUCCAGCUAAUGAAGGUGGAGCUCACGUUCAACAUUACAUUGUAGAGAGGCGUGAGGCAAGUCGUCGUACCUGGAACCAAUCCGGUGGCAAGGUCACUGCGCUAUCCUUACAUAUCCAGGAUCUUCUGGAAGGUGUUCCCUACUUUUUCAGAGUUUCAGGAGAGAACCAGUAUGGUAUUGGUGAACCUUUUGAGACGAUAGAUCCCAUUAUUGCUACUGCAGAGCCUUCUUCACCAAUGAGAUUGGAUGUUGUGGACGUCACAGACACUACAGCAACACUCUCCUGGGUCAAACCCGAGCACGACGGUGGUAGUCGUAUCACAGGCUACAUCAUUGAGCAUAAGGCAAAGACCACAGAUAAAUGGGUCGUUGGUGGUGAGACCAAGAACGAGAGCAUCACUCUAGAAUUAUGUAGGACUGCAGAGUAUGAGUUCCGCGUUAAGGCAAAGAACGAUGCAGGCAACAGCUUACCAAGAGAAGCACUAUCCUCAGUGUUAAUCAAAGAGCCACAGAUAGAACCAACUGCAGAUCUCAGUGAAAUAUCUAACCAGGAGGUCAUCUGUAAAGUGGGUAAUACCUUUGCCAUCGAUGUUCCCAUCACUGGUAGACCAGCACCGAAGGUAAUCUGGAAACUGGAGGAGAUGAGGCUGAAGGACAGUGAAAGGGUUGCAAUCAAGACGGUCAAAAACAGGACAACUCUGUCUAUCAGAGACGCCAUGAGGGGCGAUGGUGGCAGAUACUUCCUCAGUCUUGAAAAUUCUGCUGGAUCCAAGACGUUCUUUGUUACUGUCAAUGUCAUUGGAAGACCUGGUCCCCCCCUUGGACCCGUUGAAGUUUCAUCCAUAACAUCGGAAUCAUGUGAGAUUGCUUGGGAAGCACCAGAGGAUGACGGUGGAACAGAUAUCACCAACUACAUCGUUGAGAAGCGUGAAUCUGGCUCCACUGCCUGGACACUCAUCAACUCCAGUGUGAAACGCACCAACCUCAGUGUGGGACAUCUGACAAAGUACAUGCAAUACACCUUUCGCGUCAGUGCUGAGAACAGAUUUGGCACAAGCAAAUCAACUGAAUCUGAGACCAUUGUCGCUGAGAAUCCAUUCGGUCCUUCUGGUGCACCAACCAGACCUUCUGUAUACAACGUGGCUUCCACCACCUGCCACAUUCGCUGGGAGGAGCCAUACCACGAUGGCGGCAGCAAGGUGACUGGAUACUGGAUUGAAAAGAAAGAACGAAACAACAUCCUUUGGGUGAGGGAGAACAAGAUCCCAUGCUUUGAAUGUGACUACAGAGUGGAGGGACUUAUUGAAGGCCUUUCGUACCAGUUCCGUGUCUUUGCAAUGAACAGCGGUGGCCUCGGCAAAGCUAGCGAGGCAUCCAAGCCUAUGGUGGCUCAAAAUCCAGUUGAUCCUCCUGGUAGACCAGAAGUAACUGAGGUAGGCAGAUCUACAGUGUCCAUCAAAUGGUCUACACCACUUGACGAUGGUGGCUUCCCAAUUGUGGGUUACAUUGUUGAGCGCAAGCCAUACACCAUCACUGGCGAAGGUCGCUGGCUGAAGUGUAACUACACCAAUGUCACAGAAAAUAACUUCUCAAUCACUGCACUUGGUGAAGGAGAGGUCUACGAGUUCCGAGUCAUUGCCAAGAACUCCAACCAAGUUUUCAGUAUGCCUUCAGAGUCAACCGGCGCAGUCACAUGCAAAGCAGAAUACACUCCUCCAAAGGCAGACCUUGACAGCAAACUUCUGGUUGACACGGUUACAAUCAGAGCCGGCUCAGACCUUGUUCUGGAUGCUGCUGUUGGUGGUAAACCUGACCCCAAAGUGUUCUGGGCCAAGGGAGAUAAGGAACUGGAGCUGUGUGAAAAGUACUCCCUGCAGUACACCAGCACACGUGCCAUGGCCAUUAUCAAAUUCUGUGACAGAGAUGAUACUGGGAAGUACGUUCUCACUGUAAAGAACGCCAGUGGCAUCAAGUCAGCCGAAGUUAACGUGCAAGUACUUGAUACACCUGGUGCUCCUGACGGCAAAAUCACCAUCAGCCAUAUUUCUGAAGAGAAAUGCACUGUGUCUUGGAAACCCUCUCUGGAGAGUGGUGGUGACCCGGUGACACAUUACAUUGUUGAGAGACGCGACACCAACCGACUCAACUGGGUGAUCAUGGAAGCUGAGUGCAAGGAACACACCUGUGAGAUCACCAGACUGUUCAAAAACACUGAGUACCUCUUCCGCGUGAGAGGUGUCAACAAGUAUGGAUCCGGCGUUCCACUGCAAUCUGGUCCUAUCAUCGCCAGAAACAUGUUCACUGUCCCAUCUGCUCCUGGCACACCAGAGAUUCUUGCUGUAGGAAAAGAUUUUGCUAGCAUUGAAUGGUUAAAACCAGAGAGCGACGGUGGCAGUCCUAUAACUGGCUAUCUGAUUGAGAAACAUGAAAAGAAGAGUGCCAGAUGGAUCAAGGUGAACAGAGAUGCCACACUUAUGGACACAAGCUUCAAGAUAACUGGCCUCGUGGAGGGCAACAUCUACCAGUUCCGUGUAUCAGCUGUCAACAAGGCUGGUGAGAGUGAACCCAGUGAGCUGUCUCUCUAUGUUGUCUGCAGAACGCCAACAAGUACUCCUCCACCUCCCACAAUUCCACGUAUUAUUGAUACUACCAAGGACAGUGUCAGCCUUGCUUGGACCAGACCCUUGGAGGACGGAGGUUCUGAUAUCAUCGGAUACGUUCUGGAGAAGCAAGAACAGGAGGAGGGAGCUGAGAAGCCGCCUGAGCCAAAACCUGAGAAGGUACCUGAGAAAGUCGUUUCGAAGGGAGCCAGUCUAGGAGCCAAGAAAACAGUUGUGUUUGUGGAGGAAGAGUCGGAGGAGGAAGGCGAUGAGGAAGAAGAGGAGGAGGAGGAAGAGGAAGGUACAGGUGUGUGGGUUAAGGCCCAUGAGAAGAACCUGAGACUCACAGAACACGUUGUGACUGGCCUUACAACUGGAAAGAUGUACCGCUUCAGAGUGGCUGCAGUUAACUUCAAUGGAGUCGGUGAAUUUAGUAGAGCCUGCGCAGCAGUCGAGGUUAUCGAGAAAAUUGAAACUCCUGAUAUUGAGCUUCAUGAUGAUAUGACCAAGACCAUCUGCCUGAGAGCCGGAGGUUCUCUUCGUCUCUUUGCCACAGUCAUUGGACGACCAAUCCCUGCAGUUACCUGGAGCAAACCUGGUGUCGACCUCAACAACCGUGGCUUCAUUGAAGUCACUAAAACUUCCACACAAAUCAUUAUUGACAAAGUGCACCGCUAUGAUGCUGGCAAAUAUACCAUUGAGGCAAAGAAUGAAUCUGGCGAAAAGACAGCUACCAUUAUUGUCAAGGUCUAUGAUACUCCUGGUCCAACUGGCCCAAUUAAGGUCAAGGAACUUGAGAAGGACUCCAUUACCAUUGCAUGGGAUCCUCCUACUGUUGAUGGUGGAGCACCAGUGAAUAAUUACAUCAUUGAGAGACGCGAAGCAUCAAUGAGAGCUUACAAAACUGUGACAUCCAAAUGCAGCAAGACAUCAUACAAAAUCGACGGACUCUUCGAGGGAAUGCUGUAUUACUUCAGAGUCCUCCCAGAAAACCUGUACGGUGUGGGAGAGCCAUGUGAAACCCCUGAUGUCAUUUUGGUGUGCGAGGUGCCUUUGCCCCCUGCGACACUGGAGGUUCUGGAUAUCACCAAGACCACAGUAACACUUGGAUGGGAGAAACCAGAGCAUGACGGUGGAAGCAGACUCACAGGCUACAUCAUUGAAGCUUGUAAAUUUGGCACAGACAAAUGGAUGAAGGUGACAACAGUGAAGACGACUGACUUUGAGUUCACUAUGACUUCUUUGACUGAGAAAGAUCAGUUUAUGUUCAGAGUCAGAGCUGUUAACAGCAGGGGAGCCAGUGUACCAAAGGAGCUUGUUGCAGCCGUAACAGUCCAAGAACAAAGAGUUCUGCCAAAGGUUGAUCUGUCUAGCAUCCCACAGAAGUUUGUCAAUGUGUUGGCUGGUAAACCACUUGAGCUGCACUUGCCAAUAGUCGGUAGACCCCCACCAGUUUGCUCAUGGUACUUCAGUGGUCAGAAGCUGAAGAUCACUGAGCGUACGAAGAUUCAGACCACUGGAAAGUUCUCUAAGCUAACUGUGCUUGAUACUUCCAUCGAUGACAGCGGUAACUACACUCUUGAAGUGAAGAACGUCACAGGAGAGACAUCUGAGAUCAUUAAAGUGAUCAUUCUUGACAAACCUGAUGAGCCUAAAGGACCGGCCAGGUUUGAUGGGGUUGAUGCCACCUCAGUGACCAUCAGCUGGGAUCCUCCAGAGAGAAACGGAGGUGCCCCUGUCAGCGGCUAUGUUGUUGAGCAGCGUGAAGCCCACCGUCCUGGAUGGCUGCCAGUAUCUGAGUCUGUCAGUAGACCAACAUUCACCUUCGUCAAACUGACAGAAGGAGAUGAAUACAUGUUCCGUGUCGCAGCAGUCAAUCGCUACGGUGUUGGUAACUGGCUGCAGUCUGAAGUUGUGAUGUGCAAGAGCGCAACGAACAUCCCUGGACCUCCAGGCAGACCAUCAGUAUUUGACAUGUCUCGUGAUGGCAUGACCAUUGCAUGGCUGGAACCAGAGGAUGAUGGUGGAUCUGAGGUGUCUGGAUACAUCAUUGAGCGCAAGGAGGUCAGAUCUGACAGAUGGGUGCGUUCUAACAAGAACCCAGUCACCAUGACCAGAUACAGAUCAACAGGUCUGAUAGAAGGCCUUGAGUAUGAACAUAGAGUAACGGCAAUCAACGCUAGAGGUGUUGGCAAACCAAGUGUUGUCUCCUUAACAGCAGUGGCAACUGAUCCCGUUGAUCCACCUGGCUCACCCCAGAACCCAAGAGUCACAGACACCACAAAAUCAUCCGUGUCCCUGGCCUGGAGUCCUCCUGAUGAGGAAGGUGGAUGUAAGGUCUCAGGUUAUCUGAUUGAGAUGCAGAAAGCAGGCUCAGUCACCUGGAUCAAAUGUAACACAACACCUUCUCUGAUCUGUGAAUACACACUCACCAAAAUGCCCCAAGGAGAGGAGUUCAAGUUCCGUGUGAUGGCUUGCAACGCCGGUGGACCCGGAGAACCCGCUGAGGUCCCUGGAACAGUCACUGUGAAGGAAAUGCUUGAAAAACCUGAUCAUGAGCUGGAAGCCAAGUACAAGGAUAUCUUUGUCGUCAGAUAUGGCAGUGUUGUCAAACUCUCAGUGCCCAUCAAGGGUAAACCAGUUCCUACAUGCAAGUGGACAAAGGAAGGCGCUGAUGUGCCUGAGAGAGCAAUGAUCGCUUCCAAUGACGACUGCACUGAGCUGGUAAUCAAGGGUGCAGAAAGAGACGACUCUGGCACUUAUGACCUACUGCUUGAGAACAAGUGUGGCAAGAAGAACGUUCACAUCAAGGUGAAGGUUAUUGGCCGUCCAACUGCUCCAGAGGGACCACUGGGAUUCGAAGACGUCCAGGCACAAUCUGUUAAGUUGACAUGGAAGGCUCCUUCAGAUGAUGGUGGCUCUGAAAUCCUUGGAUACAUUGUUGAGAGACAGCAGGUUCCAAAGACAGCCUGGUACACUGUAGAAACCAGGGUUGUGGAUACAUCUUUCAUUGUGAAGGGACUCGAGGAGGGACAAGAGUAUCACUUCAAGGUGACAGCUGAAAAUACAUUCGGUAUCAGUGGAUCGCUGAAGUCAACAGAACCCCUCAUACCGAAGACUCCUCUCUGUCCCCCAGAGACAUCAAGCAUCCCACCAGAGGUUAUGGAUGUGACUAAGAGCUCUGCCUCUCUGUCUUGGUCAAGACCUAAGGAUGACGGUGGCUCUGCCAUUACCGGAUACUAUGUUGAGUACAAAGCAGUAUCCUCUGAGACAUGGGUUCGUCAUGAGAAGAAGGUCGUUUCAACCCAGUUUACCAUCCCUGGACUCACUGCUGAUGCUGAAUACCAGUUCCGUGUUAUUGCUCAAAAUUAUAUUGGAGACAGCGAACCAGGACCUGCAUCCGAACCAGUCACAUGCAAAGAUCCAUUCGACAAACCAAGCCAACCAGGCGAGAUUGACACAGUAACUGUCACAAAAGACGCAGUCGCCAUCAAGUGGGCGGCGCCAGAAUGCGAUGGUGGAAAGGAGAUCCUUGGUUACUGGGUUGAAUACAGGAAGUCUGCAGAGGCUACCUGGAAGAAAUGCAACAAGACACGCACCAAGGAGAAAAAGUUCACCAUAACUGGUCUGGCCGAAGCCACUGAGUAUGAGUUCAGAGUGAUGGCUGAGAAUGAGACCGGAAUCAGCAGACCACGCAGAACAGCCACAUGCAUCAAGACCAAACUGAGCACUGGAACUCAACCAAGCCUGAGGAAAGAAAUGGAUGAAGUUACGACUAAAUUAUACCAACCAGGAAUUAUGAAAUGCCAGAUUAUUGGUAGACCUCUUCCCGAUAUCAAAUGGUAUAAAUCUGGCAAGGAGAUAAUCGAGUCUCGUAAAUAUGAGAUGAGCUCUGAUGGCCGUAACCAUUCACUGACCAUUAUGACAGACCAACAAGAGGAUGAAGGAGAAUACACAUGCAAGGCUAUCAAUGAUGCAGGUGAAGCAGAGACCAGUGGCAUUCUCGUUUUGGAAACUGCUCCACAGUUCAAUCCUGACUUCCCAUUGAAGAAUACCUACUAUGCCGAAAGCGGCACUACUCUGCGUCUACAUGUUGCCUACAUUGGACGCCCUGAGCCUAAGAUCAUGUGGCUUUAUGGAGCUACAACUGUGGUGGCUUCUGAGAAUAUCAGCAUUGAAAACACAGAGCAUUACACUCACCUGGUGAUCAAGAAUGUGCAACGCAGGGUACAUGGAGGAAAAUACAGAGUCAGACUGCACAAUCACUUUGGCAGAGCUGAUACUCUCAUCAACGUUGAAAUCCAAGAUAAACCUGCAAUGCCUGAAGGUCCCAUUGUACUUGAUGCCCUGUUGAAGAACUCUGUGAUUAUUAGCUGGAAACCACCAAAGGAUGAUGGUGGAUCAAUGAUCACAAACUACAUCGUGGAGAAGCGUGAAGACAAGGAGGUUGAUGACUGGACACUCGUGUCCUCGUCCAUCACAGGCACAAACUGCCGCAUUGCCAACCUCGUAGUAAACGCUGGGUACUUCUUCCGUGUGUAUGCUCAAAAUCGUUAUGGCAACAGUGAGCCACUGGAGAUCCCUACUCCCAUCCUUAUCAAGAGUUCAAUGGAUAAACCUUCACCACCACUGAUGCCAGUGGUUUCUGGUGUGACCAACGUUUCCUGUGUGUUGUCCUGGAAGCCUCCACUCAUUGAUGGUGGCUCCAAGAUCAAGAGCUACUGCCUUGAGAAGAAGGAGAAGAAGGGCGAAUGGACACCUGUCACUACUGAUGAAAUCAAAUCCACAGUCUUUUCUGUCAAACGCCUCACUGAAGGAUGUGAAUAUAUCUUCAGAGUGAACUGUGAAAACCUUGGAGGAGUGAGUGAUUGGAGUGUGGAAUCUGAACCCGUCGUUCCAAAGACGCCUGUUGAUGUCCGUGCUCCCGCCUUCAAAGAAGAACUGAGGAAUAUGAGUGUCAAAUAUAAGAGCAACGCCACCUUUGUUUGCAAGAUCACAGGACAACCCAAGCCUGUAAUUAAAUGGUUCAGACGUGGCAAGGAGAUCCAAUCUGACGGAAAGAAACUGAAGAUUCAAGAGUUCAAGGGAGGCUAUCACCAACUGGUUAUCUCCGCUGCUGAUGAGGAAGACUCUACUGUCUACCAGAUCAGAGCAACCAACCAGGGCGGAUCCAUCUGCACCACUGUCUCUCUGGAUGUUGAAGUCCCUGCCAAGAUUAACCUGCCCAAGAAUCUGAAGGACAAAGAGGCUAUCCCUGCCCUCCGUGGAGAGAUUGUGAAUAUCAAGAUUCCAUUCAGUGGCAAACCUGAUCCUGUCAUCACCUGGCAGAAGGGACAAGACCUCAUUGAUAACAACGGAUACUACCAAGUCAUCGUCACAAGGUCAUUCACAUCGCUCGUGUUCCCCAACGGAGUUGAUAGGAAGGAUGCCGGUUUCUACAUCGUUUGUGCCAAGAACAGAUUUGGUAUUGACCAACAGACAGUUGAACUGGAUGUUGCCGAUGUGCCCGACCCACCACGUGGUAUCAAAGCAAGUGAUGUUUCUAGAGACUCAGUCACUCUGAGUUGGCAAGUACCUGCUAAUGAUGGUGGAAGCAGAGUAGCCAGCUAUGUUGUGGAGAAGUGUCCCACAACAUCUGACAGAUGGGAACGUGUUGCCCAGUCUCGUGAUACUCGCUACACCAUCAUCAACCUGUUCGGAGGAACCAGCUACCAGUUCAGAGUCAUAGCCGAGAACAAAUUCGGUCAAAGUCAACCAUGUGAACCAAGUAGUCCCGUUACAACAAAGGAGGACAAAUCAAGAGUCCUUGGCUAUGACAGCGAGGUUAGUGACAGAGAUGUUCCCAAGCAAAAGGCUCCACAUUCAUGUGCCAAGAAUGUGCAUACCAAGUACAUGAUUGCUGAGGAGCUGGGCCGUGGCCAGUUUGGUAUCGUUCACCGUUGUGUUGAGACCAGCUCUAAGAGGACAUACAUGGCCAAAUUCGUCAAGGUGAGGGGUGCAGAUCAAGCAUUCAUCAAGAAAGAAAUUGCUACACUUAACCUGGCCAGACACAACAACUUCUUGUGUCUUCAUGAGUCCUUCGACAGCACUGAGGAAUUAGUCAUUAUCUAUGACUUCGUCUCAGGUCAAGACAUCUUUGAACGCCUCGGCACAGCCGACUUUGAGCUGAAUGAGCGUGAAAUCGUCAACUACAUCAGACAAGUAUGUGAAGCUCUUGAGUUCUUACACGACAAGAUGUAUGGCCACUUUGACAUCAGGCCUGAAAACAUUGUGUACACCACAAGAAAGGGCAGUAAAGUCAAGAUCAUUGAGCUAGGACAGGCAAGACACCUGACUCCUGGCGACCAGAUCAAGGUUCAGUAUACUACAGCUGAGUACGCUGCUCCUGAGAUCCACCAGAAUGACAUGGUCAGCAGUGUUACUGACAUGUGGCCAGUAGGUGUUCUAGUCUAUGUCCUUCUCAGUGGACUCAAUCCAUUUACUGCCGAGACUCAUCAGCAGAUGAUUGACAACAUCUCAAAUGCUGAAUACAGUUACGAUGACGAAACCUUCAAAGUACCUACUGUUGAAGCAUUAGACUUUAUCAACCGCCUUCUCACCAAGGAGCGCAAGCACCGUAUGACUGCUGCCCAAGCUUUAGAACAUCCUUGGCUAAAGAUGCAAGCAGAAGUACUCAGUGCCACAGCAAUAAUGACCACAAGGCAUAAGAGAUACUACCAGGCCAUGGCAAAGAAAGAAUGGGCCACUGUCGUUGCAGGAGCAAGAGUUGCUAGCGGCGGUGCAAUCAGAGCCCAGAGAGGUGUCACAGUUGCCAAAGUAAAGAUCGCACCAUUUGAACAUGGCCCAGUCGGUGGUCAAAUCAUUCAUACAGUGGUGGAUGUGGGAGCAGAUGUCAAAUUUGCUUGCAACAUUGAAAACUAUGACAGCGCCACAGAGGUAACAUGGUACUGUGGUGUGCGUCAACUAGAGGCAAGUGACAAGUAUGAAAUCGACUAUGAGGAUGGUCUAGCUGUUAUAUGUAUCAAGGGAGUCACGAAAGCAGAUGACGGCACCUAUAGAUGCAAGAUCAUCAACGAUUAUGGUGAGGACAGUGCCUACGGAGAGCUCUUUGUAAACGGAGUCAGAUCAUACCGCGAGUACUUCACAGCCCGUGUGGUGAGGAAAGUGAAACGUAGAGUGGACACAGCAAGACUGCUCCAGAAACCACCAGAGUUCACCCUGCCCUUGUUCAACCAUGCAGCUUACAUCGGAGAAGAUGUUCGAUUCGGUGUGACUAUCACUGUGCACCCUGAGCCUCGUGUUACAUGGUACAAAUCUGGCCAGAAGAUUGUUCCUGGUGAUGAUGAGAAAAAGUACACUUUCAUAACCGACAAGGGUCUUUAUCAAUUGGUGAUUCACUGUGUUGAUGCUGAUGACGAUGCGGAGUACUCAGUUGUGGCCCGUAAUAGAUUUGGUGAUGACAGCUGUAAGGCAAAACUGGCUGUGACACCUCGCCCAGCACCAGCAGACAAUACCUUGAGGCCCAUGUUCAAACGUCUCCUGGCAAACGUGGAGUGUAGGGAAGGCCAGAAUGCACGCUUUGAAAUCAGAGUGUCAGGACUCCCAACUCUGAAGUGGGAGAAAGAUGGCAUGCCAUUGGCAUUUGGUCCACAAAUUGAAGUGGUCCAUGAGGGCCUGGAUUACUUUGUCCUGCAUGUGAAAGAUACUCUACUUGACGAUUCUGGCUGUUACAGAGUUACUGCAACCAACUCAGCUGGAUCUGCCAGUUGUCAAGCCAUUCUCAAGGUGGACCGCAUCACCCAUGUGAAAAAGGUUUACGAGAGUGAAAGAGACAAAAAGAAACAAGCAGAGAAAGAACAAAUUGAGAAGAAGGUCAGAUUAUCUCAAAUCAUGUCUGGAACUGAUGUCAUGCCACUUCCUACUUUGGCACAACAAGCUUUGAGAGAAGCGACAUUGUUGUGCCAACCAGUAGAGGCAACCAAAAAGGACAAGACUGAAGCCGAAGAUAAGAAACGGGCAGAAGAAAGGAAAAAGAGAGCAGAGGAGAAGAGACUGCGUAUGCCUUAUGAUGUUCCCCAACCUCGUGAACGUGGCCCAACUGCUCUUUUGGAAGAUAUGGAAAUCAAACACUACAAACCUUGCUCUGACAUGAAAUGGUACAAGAAACUCCGCGAUCAAUAUGAGUUCCCUGAACCAAUGGACAAGAUUUCACAGAAGAGACUGAAACGCAUCCGUCUCUCCAGGUGGGAUCAGUUCUACGAAGUCCCUCUGCCAAGAAUCAAGGAAUCUUACAAGCCAAAGUGGCGUAUUCCACAAGUUUCACAGGAUGAUUUGGAGACUGUCAGACCUUCAAGGCAGCGCACUCCAUCUCCUGAAAUAGAAGCAUAUCACAGAAUCAGAAGAAGGUCUCUUGGUGAUCUCUCAGAUGAGGAGCUUCUCCUGCCAAUUAAUGAAUAUCUGGCAAUGAAGAGAACUGAGGAGGAGAGACUUCAACUUGAGGAAGAACUAGAACUUGGCUACUCUGCAUCCCCACUAAGCCUUAGCCCUGUACGCUUUGAAUUAGGUGCACUGCGCCACACAUCACCAAGACGCACAGUCUAUGAAGGUGUGGGUGAGGGUGAAGAGGUUCCAUUAUAUGAAAACUAUCGUAUUCCUUCUAAGUAUGAGGCUGGUCCAAGCUAUGUUGACCUUCGCCUGCGCCAUGACAAGGCUACAUUCCGACCACCAAGACAAAACCAGAGAGUGUUGGAGGAGAGGGAGGAUCGAGAGAUGCUGAGAAAUGUGAAAACGACUCAAAGAAUAACCGGUUACAAGAGUGAACUGAAACACAUGGAGUUUGAAGAAAAAACUAGAACCGUGAAGAAAGACAGAACUACAACUUCCCAUGUGUCAACAUAUAUAGCAACUAAAACUGAGGGGAGAAGGUCACCCACCCCCGAAAGAACCCGUCCGCGUUCCCCUAGUCCUCUUGCUACUGUCAGAUCAGCCUCCAGAUCCAAGGUGGAGACUGUACAGUUGGCAAAAGUUGACCACCUGGCAAGAUAUGAGUCAAGAAAAGCCGUUCUGAGAUCCGAGCGGACAUCAGUAGAAAGGAAGGAGGUUGUAAGUAUGCAGCCCUUCAGCCUCGACCAUACCCCACGAGUCACUGUGAGGAUGCGUUCCCAUCGUGUGCCAUACGGUCAGCACACCAAAUUUACACUGAACGUCCAAUCAAAGCCAACCGCUGAGGUGAAGUGGUACCAUAACGGACAACUGAUAACCGAGAGCAGGAGGUACCGUAUAUCCAACCUGAGCGGAGUUCUGUAUCUUCAAAUUCUUGACUGCACCACAGAAGACAGUGGCACUUACCGUGUUGUCUGUACUAAUGCAGUGGGAGAAUGCUCAGACUAUGCCACUCUGGAUGUCGCAGGCAUGGGAGAGUAUUCUAGCUAUAUGGCACCUCGCGAAGACGAGGAACCCCCAGCUCUUCCUGUGGCAACCAAGAUAGGUGCUUACCAAAUAGCCUCCAAGACGGUGAAGACUGUUGAAACACACGAAACACACAUGGAGCAGUCCAGCACAUUUAAAGGAAAGAAGACUACUCUACCCGCAUCUAUCCUAACAAAACCACAGUCCCUCACCUUAAAUGAGGGAGAGACUGCAAGAUUUGCAUGUGAUGUUGACGGUGAACCAGUGGCAACUGUAACCUGGAUGCGUGAGGGACAAAUGAUCGGAUCUUCUGUUCGCCACCAUGUCACUACAGAACAGUACAAGUCUACUUUUGAAAUCACCUCUGUUGAGAUGUCAGACGAAGGCAGCUACUCAAUCAUGGUGGAAAACUCUGAGGGCAGCCAAGAGGCGCACUUCAGUCUAACCAUCCGCCGAUCGGAAGCCAAAGAGGAGGUCUCUUCUACAGUGACAUACUCAUACGAAGAGCCUCCAAUGCAUUCCCCUAGUCCAGUCAUGUCUCCACCAAGGAUGAAGUCUCCUGAAUCAAUCAGCUCUCCAAAGAGAGUUAAGUCCCCUACCAGCCCUACACCUAAGUCACCCACUGAGAAAGUCACCCUCAAAACCAAGCCCUCCAUCUCAUCUGGUCUUCAGGACAUGACCGCAUCUGCAGAUUCCAUCGUCAAGCUGACAGUGAAAAUGACUAGAGAUCCUAAAACUGAGAUCUCAUGGAUGAAGGAUGGAAAGACUCUCAUUCACGGUGGAAAAUAUGAAAUUCAUGAAGAGCAUGAUUCGGCACACCUUGAAAUCUAUGAAUCUGAGGCCUCUGACAGUGGAGUUUACAAAUGCACAGUCACCAAUAGUGCUGGGUCAUCAUCCACAAGCUGCAUUGUCUCUAUUCAAGCCUCAAACAAAUCCAAAGCACUUGCAACAAAAACAGAAAUUUCAGAGCAAGUUAUUAAAAAGGAAAUUGUCUACGGAGAGGUUGAGUCUUACACAGAAAUCAAGGCAUCCCAUACUCAGAUGGCCAUGACUGAAGGCCAGUCUCUCACCCUGAGAGCCAACAUCCCCAGAGCUUCAGAUAUCAGAUGGAUCCUGAACGGAAUGGAACUGGCCAACUCAGAGGACUACAGAUAUGGUGUGUCUGGAAACAACCAUACUAUGACCAUCAAAAAGGUCAGCCAAUACGAGCAGGGGGUCAUCACAUGUGAAGCCAAAACCGAACAUGGCCUUGUCAAGUGCCAGUUCAACACUACUGUUACUGAAGCACGAUCAGAUGCACCAUCAUUCCUUGUGCAGCCACGCUCUCAGAAUGUCAAUGAAGGACAGAACGUCAAGUUCACAUGUGAGAUUGCAGGAGAGCCUGCCCCUGAAAUCGAGUGGUUUAAGGACAACAUAAUGGUAUCUAUGACCUCAAACACGAAACUGAGCCGUUCCAAAAAUGUAUACACUCUGGAGAUUAUUGAGGCCACAGUUGCAGACAACGGCAAAUACACCAUCAAAGCCGUAAACAAAUAUGGACAGUGCUCUGCAACAUCAUCUCUCAACGUCAUCACUCUUGUUGAAGAACCUGCCAAAAUGGUUAUAAUGGAGCAAAGAGCUGCUGCUGCCAGCUUGCACAGUGACAGUUUCUCAGCCACAUCAGUCCAUAUGGCUGGAGCAUCAAUGACACAUGAAGGUUCUUUCCAAAGACAAUUUGAAAGCAUGUCUGCUGCUAGCAUGUCCGCCAUGACAUCUGAAUCAAUGGUAUCCAUGAGCUCCAGCAGUAUGAUGAAAAUGUCAAGUGAAAUAACGUCAAGUCAUGCUAGUUCAAUGUCAACUCAUGGAUCCUCAAUGACUGCUCUUACUCAUGGUGUUGGUAAAGCUCCCAAAAUCGAAUUUCUCCCAGAGGAUGUCAGCAUUGAGCCAGGAAGGCCUUUGAGCGUGUCCUGUGCUUUCUCUGGAGACCCAACACCUGAGAUUGAGUGGACCCGCACAGGGAAACAGUGUGAUGAAGACAGUGACCGGUUCCACAUCGAGACCACGGAGGACCUCACCACCCUUGUAAUCCCCUGUGUGAAGGAAGACGAUGCCGGAGCGUACACCCUCAAACUGUCCAACAAGCUUGGAUCUACCAUGGCAACUGUCAACAUUCAUAUUCGAUCCAUGUAAAAAACAACAACACGUAAACAUAUCAUUUCUAUCCCCCAUUUUCCCUCCUCCAGUACCUUUUUAUUUAUUGAAUUAGCAAAAAAUAAUCUUUACUUGAUAAAGACCUGGAUUUCUGUUCUUGUAAAUAUGAACUAUUUUUAUACCAAACUUGACAUAAAUUUAUGCCAAACUAGACUAAAGUCUAAAGUUGUUAUAAAAUGUGCCAUAUUGGAUAAUUAUGACUAGGAUUUUUGAACCACUUUUCUGUGACAUGUACAUAAUGUAUAUAGCCGAAUUUAACGGUUAUGGAAAAUGUAUGAAUUGUUAUUUAUGACAAUAUUAACUGAAACAAAAGGAACUAAAUGUUUAACAGGAGAAAGUUUCACAUGAAACGAAUACCCUGAAAAACCUGAAACUAAACUCCGUGCCUCAACAAAAAGUUGAAGUCUUAAGAUUUCCUCAACAGGUAGAGAGGUUCCCUGUUGAAGUUUAUACUAAAUCAGAGAAAGACAAUGUUAUGCACCGUGCAUCUGUGCGUGCAAUAUUACAAAUACUCAUAUGAAUUGUAACAUGAUCAUAAGACCCUGAGUGCUGUUUGCAUAAACCCUCAUGUAAGUAGCACAACUAGGUCUUGUGUUCAGACUGACUAUGUCAUACCACCAUUUUAAUGACAUGCUAAAAGUGCGAGCGGCCUGCACUUUGAGCUCUAUUUUUAUGUGCUCUGUUUCCGGCAAUGGACAGUUGAAUUGGCUUUUUAAAACGUAACAUCACCUGGCCAUUAAAAAACAAAAGUCAAUUCAAGUACUUCGUUGCAGAAACAGUGCCACCUCUUGGAGGAUUGUUAGGUAAUAUUUUGUGUGUGUGAGUGUGUUUAAGUUUUAGAAUUUCACCUUGCCAGUAGUCAGGGUAACCAUCAAGUGAAUGUACCAUGGUGAUACCAUCUACCGUGAAACAAAGAAAGCAAAAAGCAUGAAUAAUAAUGCCCUGCACUUUGAUUUAACUGAGUCUAUUGAUGUAGAAUUACUACUAUAUUCAUCCUCCUUGAGUUUUAUUUGACUGAUUUAAUAAAGCAUGAUUUCAG